Pelobates cultripes (western spadefoot toad) is the source of this 66648-nucleotide messenger RNA. NCBI's taxonomy places the organism in Eukaryota, Metazoa, Chordata, Amphibia, Anura, Pelobatidae. The record is from the annotation of a GenBank genome assembly.
UUGCAUUUAGUUUUGUAUACUUUGUCACUGGUCGUAUGUUUGUGUCAUUUCCUAUUGUUGAGGGUUUGGCUGAGAGCCAACAACACCUACUUUCUGUUUGAGCUGUUAUAAAUAAGGACUAGAGUAUCUCCCAGCACCAUUCACAGCUUAGUCUGAGGCACGUACUUUCCUCAUCACAGCACAAACCAAGGUAAGAUAAUAGUACAUUAUUUACAAACAAAAUACCUAGAUAAAAAGGAGCGUACAAAUACCUGCAACAAUCAUUCUAUUAAUACAGAAUUAAUGAUGCAAUUUACUUCUUUUUUAACGAGAUCUCACUUUUACAAAAAAAAGUAUUUGUAGCAUUUUUUGAUGCAUUUUUGCUUUGUUUCAAUAAUAUCUUAUGAUUUAUCCACUAAUCAUUGAAUUGUAAUAACUGAAAAACAAAUUGCAAAAUGUACACCUUACAGUAUGCCUUUAAUGCUGUACUGCCAUGUAGGUCAUUUAUGUAUAAUAAUUUUAUUUACAGCUUAAUAAUUAUUGGAAACUAUAUGGAUGCACAUUUGCAUUUAAAAUACACUUAAUUAACAUUAUAAGUGCUAUUCUUGGAUAGAUUUGUUCAAUUUUUUUUUUCCUGGUUUUGCCAUUUACAGGGGAAUAUAAAGGAUGAGAUAUCGUGAGGUGUAAAACAUUGGGGGCCUCCCACUCCCACCCCAAUUUACAGGGAUUUACUAACUAAACACCCAAUUGUAGUAAAUUGAAAACAGAAUUACAAAAUUUAGGAUAAAAUAGCCAUUUUAGUUGAUCUGCAGAAUCUUUCCAAAUUGCAAUUGUUUUGCUGAAUUUUUUAAUUCAAUUUCUUGUUUAGUGAAAACAAACCUGUAGGGUAAUCACACCGGCUAGUUUGUGUUCAAGUGAGUUACCCAUGGAUAUCUGUUCCCUGAUAUUUUGGGAGUUUGCUUGCGUAGUUAGGGUUAUAUAGACAGUUGAGUUUAAAAAGUGCGCUAGAAUGCCAAUACUUAUGACAUAGCGGGAUGUGGUUACAAUUGGGAAUGGGGACAAAUGUAACCUAACUGCAAUUUUGAUUCUAAACUUUAACUGAAUGCAAUAAUUAUGGGUUUAUUUUACUUAUUUAUUUUGAGUAUGUAUAAACACAAUACAUGAAGAUGACUAUGUGGUAAGCCUUGUUAAUCACCUCGAAAGUGAGAUAACAUAGAGACAUGUAAAGAGGCAUGUAAAGAACUAUUUAAUUCUGGAGAAAAAAAACUUUGAAGCAUAUCUCACAUUUAUAUCUUUUUUAAAUCUGCCCUGACACGCUACAAUACAUCUUCAGAAUAUGAUGCCUACAUUCACACAAUAAAAUCAACCUGUUUAUUGCAAACUACCUGUUGUGCAAGUUGUAUUCUGCUGUAAAAUAUUAGUACUGUGUUUUUAAAAGCUAAAUUUUGUAAAUAAUACUCAUCACACUGAAAGUGGUCAGAAUUAUUUCAGUCAUUUCUGCUUGAGAUGGGGAAAUCUAGCUACGUGACUGUUUGCACAGCACCAAUGAGGUUAAUAUAUGCAAACUUUUUCUCCUAUGCAAACUUUUUCUAGCAGACAAAUCAGAUGACUUAAAAGGAUUUGUAGUAUAAUGUGACUGUUGCCUUAAGGCUUCUUGAACAAAAAUAUAUUUCAUUAUUGCCAUGGUAUCAAGGAAACAAUGUACAAGGAAGGAUUUUUUAUAUUAUUAUUAUUAUUAUUAUUUUAUUAUUUAUAUAGCGCCAACAAAUUCCGUAGCGCUGUACAAUGGGUGGAAUAACAGACACAUAAUUGAGAUCAGACCACUGACGUACAGGAACAGAGGGGGUUGAGGCUUACAUGCAAGAGGGAGUGGGGUAUAGUGACACAAAGGGUUAAAGUAGGGGAAUUCAAUAGUUUGUUACAGAAGGGUUUAUUGAGUGCUUGGUAGGUCCUUUUUGACCGGUGCAGGAAUGGAGUCAUGGGGUGGGGGAUGAGAAACCUGCUGACAGUUUAAUUGAUACGCUUUAAUGAAGAAGUGAGUUUUCAAAGAUUUUUUGAAGGAGUGGAGGCUGGCUGAAAGUCUGAUUGAGGAGGGAAGGGAGUUCCACAGAAUAGGUGCAGCCCUGGAGAAGUCUUGAAGGCGAGCAUCAGAGGUGGGGAUCCGGGCAGAGGAUAGGCGUAGGUCUUGGGCUGAGCGCAGGGGUCUCGACGGGACAUACUUGUGUAUGAGGGAGGAUAGGUAUGUUGGAGCAGCAUUAUGUAGGGAUUUGUAAGCAAGCGCCAGAAUUUUGAAUUGGGCCCUAUAUCUAACUGGAAGCCAAUGCAUAUAUAUACACACAUAGAGAUAUACUUUAUACUACUCCAAUAUGCCAGAGUUCAUGAACAAAGUUUUUUACUAGCAGCAAUACAUUAAAUUACUAUUGCAUGCAAUAAUUUAUUGGCAGGAAUAAAGUUUACAUUAUGGCUACAAGUUGAUAUAUGAGUAUCUAUGUAUGUAUGAAUGUGCAUGUAUGUAUGUGUGGAAGUGCAUGUCUGUCUGAAUGAGUGCCUGUAUGUGUAACAUUUCUGUAUGCAAUUAUCUGUUUGUCUAUGUGUGUGAGUGCAAGUAUCUCUGUGUGCGUGAGUGCCUGUGUUUGAGUAGCUAUAUGUGCUUAUAACUUGUGUUUGUGUGUGACUGGACGAAGUCUUUAUUGUGACAUCUGAAAUAUCUGUAAGAUUCCAUGAUAGUCCAUGUACAAUCAGUGCAUGUCCAGCAGAGAAAGAAACAAAUUCAAAAGUCUUUCUUAAUGUUUUUUUUGUUUUUUUUACCCUUUGAAGUAGCUUCAUAUUUAGAUGGAAAUCAUGUCCUUUAACCCCUUAAGGACCAAAUUUUUGGAAUAAAAGGGAAUCAUGACAUGCCACACAUCAUGUGUCCUUAAGGGGUUAAAGGCUAAGGAGGAGGGUCCAGGUCAAGGUUAAUUAAGAGAAUGGCUAUUUGGUAGCUAUACCUCUAGGCACUAGCUGUAUCAGUUCAAACAUAUUCAGUAGUUAUAAAGACCCUUUAUCAAAUUACUUGUGUUCAAUUGAGCCAGGCAAAACAGGAAAUAACAGCAAGCAAAACUACACGGUUACCAUCAGAAAUCAUGGAUCCCGCUGUAUCUUUCUUGAGCCUGAGCCAGUCUUCCACUUUUGCUUCCCUACACUCACAGCCAUCUUAUUUCCCAAUCAGGUUUAAUAAGUAUUCUUGUGUCCCAUGACAGACUAAUUUAUUUCCUCAUUCCAUACCCUAACUUGAAUUUUAUAAUUCUUGGUGUUAUCCCUCAUUCAUCCAGUGCUUGUGCUCUCCCCAUCCACCAUCUGUGAUUCUCCCAAUUCCUCUCACGUGUCUCCUCUGGCAAAUGUGCAGCAGCUCUCUUAUCCCACUUGCCUUCCCCCUAAUCCCCUACCCUCCCACUCUUAUGUUCUUCUCUCUAUGCACUCUCAAGUGUCUAAUAUUGUUAGAACAAGUCUAUAAAAACAAAACUCUGUACCGUGCGCCACCAGAGCCAAAUCAAUUAACAUUUUAGAUGGAAAGCUCAAUAAAAAAAAGCAGCUUGACAUAUACACUUUCUAAUGUUUCUGCCAUGCUAGAUAUGACACGUCAAACGUGACACUGCUUUGCAUCACUACUCAACCUCUCAUUAUGAAAACUAUAUGGUUACACUUCGUGAAAAGUCUUGCCAUUUCUCAGUCACAUUACUUGCUUAGCCAAAGCGCUGUAUUCUUCAGUUCCAGGUUUUGAUGUUUGCAUUGGAGUAUAAGUGACACUCUUGUCCAAUAUUGUUAUGGAAAGAGAGGUGAAUGAAUAAUCUGUGUACCUGGAGAACAUGUUAAAGUAAUGAACUGGAGAAUAUUGUAACAGACCUGAUGACAUUGAAUAAUUUUUAGCAGUAAUGGCCUAAUAAACAAAACCAUGCUUUUAAGAAUUGCCAUUUUUACUAACAAAAAUGAAAAGUCCAUCAUAAUUAAUUAGUAAUUAAUCAAUAAACACACACUGUUUGUUCACUAAAGUGUGAAUUGCCAAAACUGAAUUUCAGAUAUUAUGCCAAAAUAGCCAUAUUGUAAAAUGUUGUUAUGUUUUUGAUUCAGCUAGUAUGGCCUGAAAUUUUAAAUUCUCAUUGGUAAAUAAUCCUGGCAGUGAGUGACCACACAAAUAGGUUGACGAAAAGUAAAUGCACAUACGCCGCCACCCAUUAUUUGCAACCAACGGCACCUUAGCAAUAGUCGCACUGACAGGUUUUGUUAGUAUAAAUUGUCAACUGAAAGUUAAUAAUCAACAGCAAGAAUAUGGUCUCUCCAGUAUAUAGUUAAUCAUAUUAACUUUUAUGAUUCACACAGUUUGCAACCAGGAAAUCUCAGCCUACACAUGCUAUCCUGAAUAGCACUGAGAUAAAUAAUGCAUUACUUUAUUCAGUAUUAUGCCCCUGGUCAAAAAUGUAGUUUAUGUUUUAGCAGUUAAGACUUAUUAUUAUUAUUAUUAUUAUUAUUAUUAUUAUUAUUUACAUGUCAUUGAUUGCAGCAAUAUCAUGUUUAAAGGACCACUAUAGUGCCAGGAAAACAUACGGCAGGAGCCGCGUGCACAUUCAGCCAGUCCAUAGGAAAGCAUUCACAAUGAUUUCCUAUGGACGCUGGCGUCUUCUCACUGUGAUUUUCACAGUGAGAAACGCGGAAGCCCUCUAGCGGCUGUCAGUGAGACAGCCACUAGAGGCUGGAUUAACCCUAACAUAGGCUGAAUGUGCACGCGGCUCCUGCCGUAUGUUUUCCUGGCACUAUAGUGGUCCUUUAAACACGAUAUUGCUGCAAUCAAUGACAUGUAAAUAAUAAUAAUAAUAAUAAUAAGUCUUAACUGCUAAAACAUAAACUACAUUUUUGACCAGGGGCAUAAUACUGAAUAAAGUAAUGCAUUAUUUAUCUCAGUGCUAUUCAGGAUAGCAUGUGUAGGCUGAGAUUUCCUGGUUGCAAACUGUGUGAAUCAUAAAAGUUAAUAUGAUUAACUAUAUACUGGAGAGAAAAAAGGGUUAAUCCUAGAUGGACCAGGCACCCAGACCACCUCAUUAAACUGAAGUGAUCUGGGUGCCUAUAGUGGUCCUUUAACUUUCAAGGACGGAGGCAAUUGUCCAAGUUCUGAACAAUGUGUUUCUUUCACCGUAAUUUUAGUUCCCCACUAUACAUAUUAAACAUUGUUUUUUAAAGUAAAGAAAGGGCAUUUUUUAACAUCCUAUAUGUGUACCUAACGCAACAUUAAGUGUGAAUAAAAUGUUAAAAAUUGGGACGGAAUUAUUUUUAAAAACAUUUCUAGUUCAACUAAACAAACAGAACUCAAAAUAAAUGAAUGCAUCGCUCUUAACUGUUAAAUGCCACAUAUGUCUAGUAUCAAAAUUAACUCGCUAUCUGAAAUAUUCAUUUUAACUGUGUUGGAUUUUCACUGAAAUACCAACCCAGUCAAGAAAUAUACAGAGAUAAAGAAGGGACUACUUUGUCUUUGUAUAUUUCCUCCGCCUGACUGAGCUACAGUAAUGGCUGGUGGAAAUUGACUGUUUAUGGGGCAGCAGUGAAGUCGGCUCCUAGCACUAAAGAGGACCCACUGGAACAAGAUGUCCACAAGAGACAGGUUCAGAUAAGUAAGUCUCACCUUUACCUGCCCCUCCUGGCCACCAGACCCACCGGUGGUGAUAUCACUGAUGGGGGUCUUUGCGAAUUCAGCAAAGUCCCUAGACUGUGACAGUGCCAUUUAGAUCUAAUCCACCAUUAACCCUUACCUUACCCUAACACUAAUGCUAAUCCUGCAACUGACUCUAACCCUACCCUAACAUUAAAUAUAACCCUAACUUUAAACCUAUAGAGGCCUUCAGUUACAUAAAAUGGUAGACAAAGGUAUGUUGCCACAAUCUACUAGCUGUUCUCUUUAUUUCAGGGACAAUUCCCAGUAAUACUGAAAUCAAGCAUGCUUUCCCAGCCAAUUACACUAUGAUAAGUGCUGGGAAGCACUAAUUUUGGCUUGAGUGCAUGCAAUGAGAGACCCUGGCCUGGGGGUCUCCCAUGAGGAGCUGGCAGCUGAGAAUCAACGUGGUUGAGUGCGUUCUGCUCACCUGCAGUGUUCUCAAUGAAUUUUUAAAUGGCUAUAAGCAGUGCUGGCUUUGAGCACCCCAGCUGACAGAGUGGAGCCCCAGGUAAUAAUGGAUACCAGGGCCCCCCUAAUGUAAAGUAGUGAUUUAAGUAAGUAGUGAUUGUAGCAAUAGACCAUUAAAAGCUUAUUUGAAUAGUUGUAGCAGGGAUUACUUUGAGUGCAGCAUGCAGCAUAUCUCUCUUGGACCACUGAAAAUUACCCCUGCCAACAGAGGGGAGCUCAAAAUAGCUAUUGAUGCCUGGGCCUCCCAGUGUGAGCAGAGAUUUAACUCUGCUCAUCUAACAUUGCAAUCAAUGGGAAUUUCAAAUGGGCUGUUUGCAGAACACAAUUUGAGUGUGGCAUACAGCGCAACUGACAGUCAGAAGCCACUGAAAAUGGCCCCAGUUGACAGAGAGGAGCCCCAGAUAUUGGUUGACCCCUGGGUCUUUCAGUCGUAAGCAGGUAUUUACCCCUACUCAAACCAACACUUUACUUGCAGUUCUUCAAACUUCUUCCAAAGGACUCUUGCAUUAUAUGUAAUUAGGAUUUAAAGAAACAGUCUAAGCAACAUAGCCACUACAAACACUGUAGUAGUUAUGGUGCCAUCCUGCCGUAAGAUGUCAAAUCAGCUAUGUGCAGUUUAACUACUUAAUUGGGUCCCUGGACCUCAUUCUGUCUUGUCUUCUCAUGGAGGAAAAGCCAGAUGUCAAUGUAGAGUAAAGCACGACUGAUGCAGGACCAUGCUUACUGGCUGAGAGCAUUCAACUGAAUCUCCUAGCCAGUGAGCAUGGACCUGAUUUACUCUUCAGAUCAAUAUAGAUUCUUCAUCUGAUGAAGACUGGAUGCAGAGGUUGAAGCAGUAGGUAUCUGGCAGGACUCCAUAUUAAAAAAGUUUGACAUCUUACUCCUGGCGCCAUACCUACCACAGUUGGUUGUUUUAUGAUGCUUGGAGUAUUCCUACAAAGGACGGCUGCUAUAAUUUUCUAUUAUUGUUGAAAGUAAAAGAUUAACUUGUUACACACAUGUUGUGUUAUUUUGUAAUGCAGAUUUGUAAGUAAAAACCUUUUUUGAGUGUAUCCCAUUGUCUCGUCAUGCUCUUUGAUGGCAGAUGUCUUUAUGUAACCUUAGAUUAGAAGCACAACAUUUCUGGUCAUAAAUUCUGCUGAUAAUCAAGAGCUAAUGUGCUUUAACGAAUCUUGGCUUGUGCAAGUGUGAGACAUCUAAAAAAUGCACUCUGGAAAUGUCGUCAGUAUGUGGAUUAGUGCCUUUAAAACAUAGACUCUAUCAGGGAUAAUACAACAAAAAUAUUAGACGUACAUUUUUACACAUUCUAUAUGUAUGUGCGUGCCCUUGCUAUUUCAGUAUAAGUCUACGCCUCAUAACCUAGCACAACACUUUAACACCUCUAUAUAGUGGUUAUGUGUUUAUUUAUUUACUUGUUUGCCAAUACUUAUAUAAUGAGUAGUCCCGGGGCAAAGUUCUAAAAGUGGAGCAGUCACCAUGGAAUCCAAUGGAAUGUCUCUGAUGUUUGCUCCAUUUUUAGAACCUUGGCCGUUAAUUACUCUUUAUACAUAAAACCCCUAUGUGUCUGAGGGGUGGAUAGCAGCAUUUAAUUAAUCUAAGGUUGAUGAUUUGACUAGACAGGACAAAGCUAAUGAGCAGGGAUCACGACCAGCAAAUCAUAAAGGAGGAGAUGUGUUCAACAGCCAAUCAUAAAGGAUCUGAGUUCAUGGACAGCAAAGCUUAGCCCACUCCCGAUGAUUACACGGGGAAGUAUAUUCAUAAGAGGUGCAGAUUAGGCUGCACUGGGUUCAAUACUGAUGAUUGAUUGCACAUGUUGUUGCCACACUUUUGGACUGUGUCUGUGACUUGAGCACUACUACCUAACAUGAAUAAAUAAAUAAGACAUUAUUUUUAAAAAAAAUGGACAUAGAAUGGCUACACCUGGAGUUUAAAUAAUGUGUAUCUAGUAGCCUGAGAUGGUCUUUAUAUUUAUUGUAAAACUCCCACUCCUGUUUACUGCUUGUGGUUUAUAGCUAAUUGUCUGCCAAUGGUAACUUAGAGAGUUUCUUUAGUGGCAUGUCAUAAAGAUUUUAUGUAGCAACUCAUUAACUGUGAUAGGAAAAUGGUUCAAAUGCUAGACCUCCUGGAAACCAAAGAUGAUACACUUGUACUUGCAUUAUUUGCAGUUAAACAGGGAUUGUCACUAUGAUAUACUAUACUGACAACUACAUUAAUUAGAAUUCUGAUGUAUUGUCUUCUCAUUAUAUAAAGGAAACUUUUCCAUAGUAUUUAACCCUGAUAAUCUGCCCAAUAACAGAUUGAUUAAUGAUGUUAUUCACUAAAAAGCUAUUUGUAUUGUAUUGAAAUAUUCAUUGCAAAACUUAGGCCAAAAUAAUUGAAUGUUUAACAAACUUUGGUAUCAUUAAUACCGUGACAUUAUGUUUUUUAUUUGUGUUUUCUCUGUGAGCACUAGAAGAGUAACACUGCAUGUACCUAUACCUUUGGCAUUAACGGGGUUAAUGACACAUUCAGGAUUUAGCUAUCCCUCUAAGGAUUGAAAUCAUUCAGUGCCAAACACUGUUCAUAAACCAUGCACCAGUCCUGUGAUUAUUGAGAACAUGGCUUAUAAUUAUGCCAGAAGUAGAAUUAACCAUUUUAUUUUAAAUAUCCAACAUUAAAGAUGUCUUUUGUUUGAAGCAAAUUCCUUAUAAUAUAUAUAAAAUACCACAUAAAUAUUCUUUGCCGGUUAGUGGCUCUAUCAAUUUGCAGGUUUUGUUUUAAAAUGUAUCAUUUUUGUUCCUUUGUUUCUCCUUGCUUUUAUUUUUUAUAAUUCACUAUAAUAUAUUUAUUAUACAUGAAAAAUAGUAGGGAUUUAUUUUUCUUAAGGGGAGCAUGAUCUUUGGCAUUUUCUUGGCCAAAGUUCCCUAUCAGUUGCUAAGCUAACAAAAGACCAAACUGAUGGACAGAGAAGAACAAAAUGGCAGCACACUGGUAUUGAGAUAUAGUGCAAGGAAAAAAACACAAUAAAUAUAAAUAAAGGAAAGUUUGAAGGAAGGGAAUAUAAUUAAGGGACAUAACAAAAGGAAAAGUGAAAGAAAAAGUUUUUUAAUUGUAUUUACAUUCAAAUGUCUUCAAGCCCCCUUGGUACCAUGUGCAAGGUUAUGGCGAUGAUACAUGUAUGUAGGCCCAAGAAGGCACGUAUAAAUUUGCAGGAGCAUCAAUGAUGUCUCCACACCUGGAACUGCUGCAGAGGUAAGUGUGUUUUACUUCCUUCUGCUGCACUCAUCAGCUCAAUAGAUGUUUUCAAUUGUGUGUGCUGUGGUAAGGGAUUGAGGAACUAUCAAUUUCAGAGGCUUGACAGUUCCUCUUUAAUGUUUAUAAUUCAAUUAAUUAAUUCAACAGAGUUCCCAUCUUGAAUUAGUGAAUGCUAUGUUCUGUUUCCCCAAACACAUAUUAUGCAAUGUUUGUACAAUAAUGGUAUUGUGUGUGCAGGCUUCCCAAUAGCCCUGAUUUCCUGUCCUGACAUUCCAAUUUUAUUUCCUGAGAAACCAAGGAAAAACCCAUUGCCCCCUGUGCACGGAUCAUGGCAAAGGAGUAGGGUAACAUACAUGGGUAUACAAAACAUUUCUGGGUAAUGGUGCUGGAUAUCAAACUAGAAUUGUAGGGUAUGAAAACAUGGGGAAGAUGUUGGGAAAUUCUUAUAAACACAUCUUCCGAAAAUACGAUAUGUUGUUAAAUGUGCAUGAUUGUUUCGGUACCUGUGACAUCUGCUCUCCCAUGCAUAUUGACACUGUGUGUUAUUCUGGCAACAUUUCUGAUGCAGACUGCUCCGCUUUUAUCGCAUCUUACACACCAGAAUGCUUGCAUCAUUUUUCAACCGUAAGGAAUGUUGUGUGAGUUUGGCAUCACUGGGUUUUUUAACAUCCAGGUUCAUUCUGGUUCUUUGCCCUGUUGUGGAUCCUGUAAAUCCAGGAGUGUGUUUCUUGAUUUAUUGUCCUACAGUUGUGCUCAAAAGUUUUCAUACCCUGGCAGAAAUUGUGAAAUUUUGGCAUUGAUUUUGAAAAUAUGACUGAUCAUGCAAAAAAAAAUUAUUUUAUUGGAGGAUAGUGAUCAUAUGAAGCCAUUUAUAAUCACAUAGUUGUUUUGCUCCUUUUAAAAUCAUAAUGAUAACAGAAAUCAGCAUAAUGACCUUGAUAAAAAGUUUACAUACCCUUGAAUGUUUGGCCUUGUUACAGACACACAAGGACACAUACACACACACACGUUAAUUUCCUGCACCUGUAGCUUUUUAAAUUGCAAUUAGUGCCUUUGUAUAAAUAGACAAUGAGUUUGUUAGCUCUUCUGUGGAUGCACUGAGCAGGCUAGAUACUGGGCAAUGGAGAGCAGAAAAGAACUGUCAAAAGACCUGCGUAACAAGGUAAUGGGACUUUAUAAAGAUGGAAAAGGAUAUAAAAAACAUAAUCAAAGCCUUCAAAAUGCCAGUUGGUACUGUUCAAUCACUCAUUAAGAAGUGGAAAAUUCAGGGAUCUCAGAAUACCAAACCAAGGGCAGGUAGACCAAGAAAUAUUUCAGCCGCAACUGCCAGAUGAAUUGUUUUCGAUACAAAGAAAAACCCACAGGUAACAAAUACAGGCUGCUCUAAAAAAAGAAGCUGGGGUUGUUUCAAGGAGCACAAUAUGAUGAUAUUUGAACAAAAAUGAGCUACAUGGCCAAGUCGCCAGAAAGAAGCCUUUACUGCGCCAAUGCUACAAAAAUGCCAGGUUACAAUAUGCCUGACAAUACCUUACAUGCCUCACAGCUUCUGGCACAUUGUAAUUUGGAGUAACAGGACCAAAAUAGAGCUUUUUGGUCACAACCAUACUCGCCAUGUUUGGAGAGGGGUCAGCAAGGCCUAUAGUGAAAAGAAUCCCAUCCCCACUGGGAAGCAUUGUGGUGGCUCACUGAUGUUUUCGGGGGUGUGAGCGCUAAAGGCAUGGGGGAUCUUGUGAAAAUUGAUGGCAAGAUGAAUGCAGCAUGUUAUCAGAAAAUACUUGCAAACAAUUUGCAUUCUUCUGCACGAAGGCUGCGCAUGGGACGCUCAUGGAGUUAAAGUUCUGGUGUGGCCAUCACAGUCUCCUGACCUUAAUAUCAUCAAGCCACUCUGGGGAGAUCUCAAACGUGCGGUUCAUGCAAAACGACCAAAAACUUUGCAUGACCUGGAGGCAUUUGGCUAAGACGAAAGGGCAGCUAUAUCACCUGCAAUAAUUACGGACCUCGGACAACUAUUACAAAAGACUGCACGCUGUCAUUGAUGCUAAAGGGGGCAAUACAUUGUAUUAAGAACUAAGGGUAUGCAGACUUUUGAACAGGUCAUUUCAUUUUUUUUCUUUGUUGCCAUGUUUUUUUAUGACUGUGCUAUUCUGAUAUAACAUACAGUUGAAUAUGAUUCCCAUAAGAAAUAAAAAAAAAUGUGUUUUGUCUGCUCACUCAUUUUUUCAUUAAAAAUGGUACAUAUAUUACCAAUUCUCCAAGGGUAUGCAAAUGUUUGAACACAACUGUCUCUGGUUUUUGGCUUUGGCUCAUUUGACUUCUCCUGAUCUCUGUAAUCAUGACCUUAGUUUGUCUCUUGUAUUUGUGCCUUUCCCCUCUGGCAAACAUAUAUAACUCUCACCAAGAAAUCUACUUGUUCCUCAAUUGGCUUAUCUUCUCCAGUAUCAGUGGAUAUUCCUGCUAAGCUCGGCUCAAUGAGCAGCAGAGACUUUUCAAGAUUGACAAUCUUCGUCAAUGAUUCAAUUUGCUUUUCUAGAUCUCCAAUCUGAGAGUCCACAGCAGCCACUCACUUACAUAUUCUACAGAAGUAUGGACCUUGAAGGGACUCUUCCAGACAUGCAUACAUGCUGCAUUCUGUGCGCAGAGUCAGUCAUGAAAUCCUUCAAGAACUCAUUAACCCCCACAAAAAAAAAAAAUUUAGUAAAAAGUACUUAAAACUGUAUUUGUAAUUCUUGCCAUCCUCUUUAACACCUAUGUGCUUUAAAGGGACAGUCUAUUACAUGUGUUAAUUAGAUGUCUUACUUUGUCACUCUGUUUGACUGAGCCCUCAUAAAAAAAUAAAUUAAAUUCCAAUAAACUUACCUUUAAUGCAAUUUCACUGCAGCCCAAUCCUCCUUUUGUGAGAUCAUCACGUGAUCCUCCAAUAUAAUUCUCCUACAAACAGCACUGUGCUUAUCUGUAAUAAAACAAGCAAGCAUCUAUUCUCCCAAAUCACUUCAUUAAGAUGAAGUUAUUGCAUUUUUUAAAGGUAUGUGCUCCAAGUUAUAAAGAGCGCACAGAAAGCCAUGCCUUGCCUUAGUCACCACAAGCAAAAUGUACACACAAUUGAGAGAAAAGAGAAAAAGUGCCUUUUAACCUCUGAUAAUGGAUGUGCAAGGAUCAAACAUUUUCAACAUGCACAAUGCUUUAAUUUGAUGCAUUGCUGUACUAAGGAGAUUCAACAAAAUACAAGUCUUUGAAAUAGUAGAACAAACGUGAAUUGUGGAAUUCACCAUUAAAGUCCAAAUGUAUGUGAAAACAUACCACAAAAUUUUUGAUGAAAUGGUCAAAUUGAUCUAUAUUAAAUUUCUUAAGUUGUUUUUAUGCUAAUACACACAUCCCGAAAUUUCAAAUAUAUAAAGAGGGACACUUUAAUGUUAAGGGUGUGAGUAGGGAUGUGGACAGAGGCAGUCCCAUUUAUUCUAGUUUAAAAGACACAUUACUGGGAGUUUUAUUGCUGUGGAGCUCUGUUAUAUACUCAGACACACGAACAAUAAAGAGAGAUUUGUGACCAGAAUAGGGACUGUCCCUAUAAAUGGAGGUAGAGCAACCUUAGGGGAUACUAAUUUUCCCCAAAAGAGAGAAGGGAACAGUAAGUCAAGCAGUGAAAUUUAGACAUUUAUAAACUGAAAUUGGCAUGCCUGUAAUUUUACCCAAUAAUUUCUCAAAAAUUCAAGUUCUAGAUGUAGGACACAUUCGUAGUGGGGGCAGUGGAAGAACAAAAAUCUUCAUUUUUUUACGGUCUUGGUCUGAAAUUCCCAUGCAAAUGAAAUGUAUGUGAAAAACACCAAAAAACAGUAUAACAGUCAGAUAUGUCAGAAAUUGGGGGAAAAUGGGUUGAAUGGAAAAUGUCACAAUGCUCUUAGUUAAGCUCUCUGGAAAUUCUUCUAGUGAUUUUGAACUCUGUGCUAGUAAAUUUAAUCGUCUUAUCAGACCCGAAUGUAUUAAAUUGUGGCAGAAUAAACACAUAGCAAAAGUUACAAAAAGGCCUUGGUCUCAAAUGCAUAGAAUCUUGGACAAGGCCACUAAAGGGUUAAAUAUACUUCAUUAUUGCAGGUUUAAUGAAAUACAAACCCACAAUUUGUAAUUUCAGAUAUAGGUUACAUUUCAAAAACAUGCUGAGCACCAGCAGAUAAGAUCUGUAUGUAGACAGCAAAAAAAAAGAAGCAGGUUUAUUAAAAUGUGUUGAUAUAAAUUAACACGAAAUAACAUGAAUUGAAGUAGCGAGGGAUGCAAACUCUAUCAUCUUCAGUGCAUUGCCAUAGGUUUAGAUUUAAAAAAAAAACACAAACAAUGAGUAAAAACCUGUUUUUUGUCAUCUUUUAAAUUGAUACUGUUUUUAAGAGUGGUUUGGUGAUUUUUAGAUUUAAAAUACAAAGAGCUGUUAUCUUUUAGAUGGAAAUUGUUUUGUUUUUACUCACAGUAGUUACUGUUAUUGGAACACUGAAAUUGCGAGGAGCACAGCAGAUGUAAUAUUGAAUUGCAAGUACCUAUGCAGCUCUUCUGGGUACCAAAGCCAUCAUCUUCCCAAAUAAGCAUCUUCUACACCAAAUAAAGCUUGCAGUCUGGGUAUAUUUCAAUGUACGUGUGUUCAUGAGCCCAGAGCAUAGCAUCAUGAAGGUGAACAAGGAUGUACACUACAUGCCAAGCUGUGCAUUGGCAGCCCAGGAUAUGAUGUAAAUAUUACUUAAAGUAUUUAAUAUUGAAAACCAAGGCAACAAUCUAUAAUUCACUUUAUUUUGUACAACAUUCAUAAGAGUUCCUGUUUCCUUUAGGCAUAUCGCCUACCUGUCUUACCUUUCCUGCAUAUUUCUAUUCAAUAAAAACUGCACAUGGGAAAAAAAGAAGCAAACGCAUUUAAUAGACAAGCUAUCAUUUGUCAUUCCAGCGAUAUGAUAGCUUAGGGAAUAAAGGAAUGGUAUUCUGCCAGGAAUGGAUAAACAGAAUUAUUUUAAGGAACUGGUUUAUAAUGACUUUCAUAUUUUAUGUUGCUGCAAACAUUAUGGUUCAUUAGUGCUCAGAAGUAUACAAAUUCCAUUAUUUUAACUGUGAUGCCAUUGCAGCUAUAUUUUCUAAUUUACAAAAUAGCUUUUCCAAUUUCCAAUGAUCCCACUAAUUGUAAAACAUGGCCAAUGUGAGUAACGGCUAAACUUGGUGUCAAAUCCAGUGGGUUUGUCAGAUGAGCUGUCAGAAAGAGCUUGACAGAUAGCUACACACUUACAAUGUGUGUUCUAAAUUCAAUAAGUCACGUUUGGUCUCACAGUAAUUCUCUGUAUUCACACAAAUGAUCUGGCCCGGUCUCAAGAGAUCAGAAUUAUCUGUACAUAAGUAUAUAGCAUUGAUUUUGUAAUAUAUUAACAAUUACACAUACAAUCGGACUUCUUGCACACUCUCCCACAGUCCCCCUCCCAAGAAUAGAAAAGUGAACAUGAGACCUAAAAAGCACUCCCUGCAUGGUCCUGGAGGCUGAGGUCUGGCUAGGCAGACUUUUAGUAAGUGAGCCCAGGAAGCAGUCACAAACUGUAAGUGUGUCUUCAUGGUGGGGUUCUAUGGUAAGAAAUCAUACAUAUAAUCUAUACUGUGAUUACCUUUGAAACUUGAAUAAAAUAUCUUAUUGAUGGGCUUUUCUUUCUUCAGAUGCUAACUUCUGUUGCUCGUGCCCUGAAAGGGACAAGGUCCAUCGCCUGGAGAAGCUUGUCUACCACUAGCUCUCAGUCUGCAACUCAGGGAUAUGGUGAGAAAAAAAAAAAAACAUAUAAAUAUAAAGCUAAAUUAUAAAUUAAUACUGUAUUGUAAUCUGAAGUUUAAACAGGCUCUGUCACCAGAAAGAUUCAUUUUCUAAUCUGUUUCUACAAAUCAUCCUAUGUCUGAAUAUUUUUUUUCCCUGACUGCUCGAGUUUCCAUAAAAUACAUAAUGAAAUGUAAACUACUUAUUUGUGUAUAUCAGUGAGGUUGACAAAACUUGGAUGGCUGGAGCUAAAAGCAAGGUUCUGUUUCAAUUGUCAAUCCGUCAUUAAAAUCAAUCCCACAGAAGGGCAAAUAGUAGACAUCAUUGGCAUUGUGAUCUGUCACAAGAAGGAAAAUAUAAUAAAUAUAAAUAAAGUCAAGUGUCUCUGGCAGGGUGGGGGUAGGGGGGAGUAUAAUCAUUAAGAUAAAGGGGGCAUAGGGAAAUUGAAAUAAAAAGUUUUUUUGAAAAACAGGACAGGGUCGCUUUAAAGAAAAACAGUCAUCAGAUAUUCACUUCUCGUUAAUUAAUGCUAUAUUGAAAAUUUCACUUUUUAUCUGGUAGAGUAGCAUGCCUUCCAAAUUUCCAAAUGAACAAAGAGGGACACCUUACUUUUAGAGGUGUAAGCGGAGGUGUGGCCAGGGACGGGACUGUUCUCAGAAAUUAUAGAUGUGUUACUAAUAACAAUUCAUGGAACUAAAAUAUAAUUUAGAACAAGAACAAUGUAUCUUAUUUACACAGACUAAUUUCUAAACACAUUUAUUGUGAGUAUUAUUGCUGUGGAGCUCUGUGAUACACUCAGACAUACUAACAAUAUGGAGCUCCUAAAAGAGCAGAAAAGGACAGAAAAUAGGGACAGAGGGAUUUGGGUUAAAAAUGGGGACUGUCCCUCCUAUAUAGUGACUCUUGCGAACAGGUUGCCAUUAGAAAUUUUGGGGCCCCUGACACAGCUCAAGGUCUGAGCCUCCGGGGUCGGCCCCCGAGUCAACCCAUAGUGCCUGCCCCAAGUCCGCCUACAAGGAUCAAGUGUGUGUGUAAUGAAUGUGGUGUGUGUGCAUGUAUAGUGGAUGCAGAAUGUGUGUAGUGGAUGCGGUAUGUGUGUCAUGGAUGCAGUGUGUAUAGUGGUGUCAGAUUGUAGGUUUUGUGUAAUGAAUGUAAUGUUUGUAUGCAUUAGAUGCAGAGUGUGUGUUUGUGUAGUGAAUGUAGAUGUGUAUAGUGAAUGCAGAUGUGUAUAGUAAAUGCAGAGUGUGUUUGUAUAGUGGAUGUAGUGAGUGUAUAGUGAAUGCAGAGUGUGUGUUUGUGUAGUGGUUGUAGUAUAUGCAUAGUGAAUGCAGCGUGUGUGUUUGUAUAAUGAUUGCAGAGUGUGCGUUUGUGUAGUGAAUGUAGUGUGUACCAGGUGAUUGCGGAGUGUGUAUAGUGAAUGUAGUGUGUCUAGUGAAUGCAGAGUACGUAAAGUGAAUUAAGUGAGUGCAGAGUGUGUAUAGUGAAUGUAGUGUGUGUGUAGUGAGCGCAGGGUGUGUAUACUGAAUAUAGUAUGUUUGUAGUGAAUGCAGAGUGUGUGUAGUGAGUGUUUAGUGAAUGCAGUGUAUGUAGUGCGUGUGUAGUGAGCGCAGUGUGUAUAUUGAAUGUAGUGAGUGUUUAGUGAAUGCAGUGUGUGUAAUGAAUAUAGUGCGUAUGUAGUGAGGGCAGAGUGUGUAUAGUGAAUGUAGUGUGUAUAGUGAAUAUAGUGUUUGUAGUGAAUGCAGAGUGUGUAUAGUGAAUGAUGUGUGUUUGUAGUGAGUGCAGAGUGUGUAUACUGAAUGUAAUGAGUGCAGAGUGUGUAUAGUGAAUAUAGUGUGUGUGUUGAAUAUAGUGUGUGUAGUGCAUGCAGAGUGUGUAUACUGAAUGUAGUGUGUGUGUAGUGGGUGUAGAGUGUGUAUACUGAAUGUAGUGUGUGUGUAGUGAGUGCAGAUUGUGUAUACUGAAUGUAGUGUGUGUGUGUAGUGAGUGCAGAGUGUGUAUAGUGAAUGUAGUGUGUUUGUAGUUAGUGCAGAGUGUGUAUACUGAAUAUUGUGUGUGUAGUGAGUGCAGAGUGUGUGCUUGUUUAAGGAUGUUACUGCAAUCUGACCGACAGCUGCUUAUUAUAACUUGCCUGCUGCUGUGUUUGUUCUAUGUGAAAUGUGUCCCUUCACAGACAGUGGUUGGGGCUCUAAUUAAAUUUAAACAAGGGAAGUAUCUUUCCACCUGCCACCCAUGGAUGCGGAUGUGGUCUAUUAAUAAAUAUAAAAUUGGCAAUCUAGUGUCCACUCAGUGUCCCCACCCCAGCCUCAACCAAUGGGCGGUGGGUAGGGAUAGUAAUUAAAUACAGAAAGAGGGUAGAUAUACUAAUAUCCUCCACCUAAAUUUUGGUCAGGUUAUGACUAGGGGUCCCCAGCGCUAAUACACUGCUGGUUUAUUUUUGCAAAUUGGGGUAUUUAAAAAUAAAUAAAUGAUUGUAUGGAUUAGGCAGUGAGUGUGUAUGCAUUAGGCAGUGUUGAAUGUAUUAGGCAUGGAGCAUCUGGCAGAGAAGGUAGCCUGGUGCUUGAGGUCUACUAGCCAUCAGGGAAGGGGUGGACCUGGCUACAGUUAGGGAGGGUGGAGCAUCGUAAGUCCACCCUGUUUGUUUUAAUUAUAGUCUCCAUCCACCACCUAUAAGUGAGGACUAUUGGGUGACAAUAGGUCUCCCUGUUUAUUUAAUUAGUAGCCUUCAGCUCCAUAUCAUAGGUGGAGACUGGGAAACACUGGGAUGUCCUUUGCUUUAGUAAUCUCCACUAGCUGCCCACCCUCAAUUAUUGCAUUUUAAGCCCCCACCCAAUGCCAAUUGAUGGGGUCACAUGGGGGGGACCUGUUGCAGGUACUCCCUAUAUUUCACUAGUAUCUAGGCAGCAAUAGCUGACCAUGUGUUAGUUUUCUAUUACAUUAAGUAGCUUCUCGCUGCUCACUGUUUAGUAAACAUGCCACCACACACAGCAUGGUCAAUGGGGGCAUAAACCUUACUUGCAGUAAUAUGGGGGUCAUACUGAUCCAUAUAGGCUUUAAGAAAACUAAUGGCAGAAUGAUUUUCGAGCAGCUAACCCGCUUUUUGAGUUUAGCUGCUUGAUUGUCAGCUGGCAUUAAAUCCAGCCAAAAUUUUAUUAGAAAAAAAUGGCCCAAAAAAGUUAAUAAUUGUUGACUGUUUUUAGCUUAUGGAAUUAAAUUGAGGUCUGUAUCUAUAAAGUUAUGGCAGCUAUCAUAAUUUGUGGAACCCCUAACAAAACCAUUGAGUAGGAUUUGGCUUGCUGAGCUUCAUGGUAAAUGUAGCCCUCAAACAAUAGAUGCAGGUACUCGUGGACUGAAUUUCCCUUAAUGCACAGCAAUCCUAAAACCACCCCACAUUCUCCCUCCCACAUGUGCAUGUUUUUCUUUGUCUUUCCCAAUCUCUACCUGUGUGUAUCUUUGGAGAUUCAUCAGCAGAAGGUUCAUUUUAGUAACUUGUAUUGCAAGGCUGCUCCGGUUUAGAUUUGAGCACUCUCACAGUUAGAAUUGCCCCUACAUAAUCUGGUGUUAGUGACAGAAAACUGGCUAAUAAUUUGAGCCUUUAAAGGUUUUAGCAUAAUUGGAUUUAUAGAUAUAACAGUCCUCUGGAAGGAAUUUCUUGAUCUCAAUGACAGAAAAUAUAUUCCUUUAUCCAUUCCUGAGAGUAGUCUGCAAGAAUAUCCUAUGGAUUUUAAGUGCUUAAAGAGAAGUGUUUGAGAGGCAGAGUGUGAUGACCAUAAUGGCCUUGUAGAUGAUAGUAACAGGGAGCAAAGAUGAAAAAACUAAUUGCACACACUAUCAUGAUUUUCAAACUUCACUCCUCUCAUAUUUGGGGACUUUAACUUCCACAUUAGCAAUCUUGUUACUUGCAACUCUUGCUAAACCAAAAUUAUUUAAGGAUACAGAAUCUGGGCUAUUCUGCUAAUUUCCUGUUAUGGACCUUUUUGUCACAAGACCUAAAUCUCAUCACUUUUUUAGCUACUCUCAAAGACUUCCCAAUACCUUAUUAUACCGACAUGUUAACUCACUUCAUUAUCAUUGGUAUUAUUAAAAUCUGCAAUCUAAUUCUGCCCCUUCAACACCCUCACUCUGAUUUUUUUUUUCUUCUGAAUUUAUUUGUGAGUGAGUAUUUGUGGCUAGAGACUAGAGACCUCCUAGACCAACAUUAUUGUUACUCUAAAUGUCAUUCAGAGGCCCCAACCCAAUAAGAUACACCCUUUCCUGUAUUUAUUGAGCUCCACCACCACAUAUGGGUUGGAGCAAGAAUGGCAAUUAUUUGCAAUGCCUCCUGGGACCCAUGGGCAUCUUUUAUUAAAAUCCCUCACACACCAUGCAUCAGGUGGUGAUGCACGACCUUGUAUUGCCCAUUGCUAUGGCUGCAAACAGAAGCAAUGUUAACUCACCAUUUCCACCAACCUUUAUCUGACAUUGAUCAAAUUCAGCACUUGUGCCAGCAACAAAAUAUAUGUUAGAAGUUCUAAAAUAUAUUGAAAAUUAUAUUAAAAAGUAGCUUUUUUCUGAUUUCCAAAUAUCUUAUUUUCUCCUUCCUUUCUGCAAAUCAGAUCAGUUUAUCAUUUCUUGUUAGCUUCCCAAUUGUCAAAUAAUACACACUCAUAUAUCCUUUGGAAUGAAUUUGUACUAAAUGUCUAAUUACAUAUUGUUCUCAGUGCAACCCCUUACUUACGAGCAAGUGCUGAACUUUGUAAAGCUCUACAAGACAUAUGUAAUAACUAAAGGGAAAUAAAGAUCUGUAAGAAAAUGUAAACUCUUAUCAAUGCUCAUAUUUUAUAGGGCUCACAAUUUCUUAAAAUCUGAACCAGUCACUGAUAGUUAAGAUUAAAGGUGAAAAACUUUACAGCAUAGAGACGCAUUAGUACCUUUUACAAGAAAGUAUUUACUAUCCAUAUAAACAAUGAUAAACUCAAGGUUUGUCAUAAAAGACAUUGUCCCGAAGUUCAAUUGCUACAAAGGUUGAAACACUGAUUUGUCGAUGACGAGCAUGUGAUGGUGGAGAACAAAUAGUUAGGUACUCAAAAAAGGCCUCCACUGGACAAUCAAGGUUGGGUUUGUGUUUAUGCGUGUAUGUGGUACAUGAAAGUUAGGUACCAAUUAAAUACAUUGUUAAUGUUUACCAAAUUUUGUUCCCUCCCCAAAAAGUUGAUCCUUUUGAUAAUAUAUCCGCUGCUUAUUUAACUAAGCUGUCCCUUCAGAAUGAAGAACAAAUACAAACAGUAGGAAUUCUUUAAUUCUGUCCUCUUGUCUCAAUGACACAUUCUUUCACUGAAUAGUCCUCAAUAAAUGCACCAAGGAAGGAAAGAACAGUGUGCCAAUUGCUUUUCUUCCACUGAUUGAUUAAAAGAAUUGGCAUACAGUAGAUGUGGGGCCUAUAUUUGAAAAGGGGUAAAAACUGUACUCCGAAAUUACAGAUUUGGGAUUAAUAUUCAAGCACUCGUUUUGAACAAUACUGUCAUUACAAAUAAUUAAACUGAUUUUACAGCAGAUCUUGUAAAACUGACUUAAUAGAUCAAUGUGCAGCAGAAGAUUUUGCAAAAAUGUUUGAUAGUUACUGAAAAGUCAUGUUCUUGGUCUGAAAAUUGCCUUGAGGAUAGCAGAGUGCAGGGCGCAAAUAGUAGUUUUAAUGGCAUUUUUUUUAGUUGGGCAAAAGUGGUGAGUGGAGUAGCUCAGGGUUGGUCUUAAUUUCUCCUUAACCUCUUCAUUAGUGAUCUUGCAAUGAAGAAGCCACGUGAAAGUAUUUGCACAUUAUACAAGCUAAGCUAAUUCAGCCUGUGCAGUAUAUUAAACCUCUAUAAGGGAAUUUGGGUAAAUUAGGAGACCGAGACAUCAAGUGGAAGAUGAUUGCAUUACAUGAUGUAAUUCAGAUAUUUCAAUAACCAGAAUGUAGACAGCACUAAAUAUUAUAUGACAUGUAGCACAAAAUAAAUAAGUGAAAGUGACAAAUCCAGCUGCAGUCCCCCAAAGAAGUGAAAUAAAGUCCACAACCAACAAAAUGGCGUUGCACUUAAGGUUAUUAAAAAAUAAUUAAUGGUAAUACUUCACUAUAUGUAAUAUUUGUAUGAUAUUACACAAAUAUCUAGCUUAGAGUGGUUGUUUUAUCAGAGAAUCGCAGCUAACAUGCAGGGUAUAGACAGGUUAUUCAUUUGAGAAGUCUAAUUGACAUUGUAAUUGACACUUAAUUUUUGCUGCAGCAAUUCUAACAGGUUCAAAUUGGGUUUAUGUAAUGGAACAGGAUAAACUGCUAGCCAGCUUUGGAUAGAGACCUGUCUCGCUACAUCAUCUGUUUGUUUUCCAGUGGCAUCAGAGACCACCACCACAAUUCUUCAGGAUAAGGUCUUGUCUCUGCAAACUAAAUAGGCAGAUAUCACCUCUUCUGACCGCUUCUUCUUAAAGGAAAGAAUCAUUUCCCCUGAGUGUUCCUAAACACCGUCUUAACAAAGAUGUGUUUGGCUCACUGGUCCUAAGACUGUCAACAUGCCAAAUCGCAUAAACAACAUUGAAAGAUAAUAAAAAAAAUUCCCAAUACACUCCACUAAUAGGGAGAGCAAAAGGAAUGAGCUUAAUGAGGAAAAGUGCCAAGUUUAGCCCCUCUGCCCUUGUGUGCCUUUUUUUGCUCCAUCCCUUCCUGUGCCCUUGUUUGGCCAUUUUCUUUUCCCUCUUUAGCCCUCCUACCCUUCUAUUCCCUCUUUAGCCCUUCUACACUUCUGUGCCCUUAUUUCCCUCCUCCUCUCCUUUGCCCCUCUUUGUCCCCCCUCUUGUGCUCUCGUUAUCCCCCCUUCCAUCCUAUGCCCCUAUGUCCUUCCUCCUGUACUCUCUAUAGCCUUUCUCCCUCUGCCCUUCUUUGUCCGUUAUGGUUGUCACCCCCUGAUGGCGGUCCUGGGCCUAGUAAGGCUUGUUCAGCUCGUGGCCAUGUGGACUGAAUCCGGCGUGGGGAGGUGUGUUUUACUUUCACUGGCUUCAGUGCUGGCUUCGGAGAGCAGCUGAACGUGUUUGAGGGUGUUGGAGUCUUGCAGUGGAGGGGAGCUGCCUUCCGUUUCUUGUGCCAAGUGGUGUUACGUGCUGACGGGAGAGGUCGCAUCCGUCGGCGCCAUCUUGUGGCUUUCAUCAUUUGAGGGACUGCGUGUCUUUGGUGGGGGCUCAUCCAGCUGCUGGAGAAUAUCGGGUCUUUCUGCACGCCUCUGGGGAGUGCACACGUUGUCCGCCAUAGUGCAGGCCUCCGCUUCUGCAUACCGCUCCCGCGGCUGUUGUAGCCGGGCUGUCUCCCUGUGGUGGACCGGGAUCACCGGGACCGGUGGGGGGGAGGGGAAGAAAGAUUGGUAUCGGUGUCUCCGCUUUGCAGACGUGAGGGCAAGGAGAGCGGCCACCUCUCCUCGGCUCCAGCACUUGCAGGCCGCGGUGUGGCACCUCGGGCUUGUGGUAGUAGGAGGCUCUCAUUGAGGUAUCAAGAGGUUCCCAAGGGUGCCCCUAGUUUGGGUAGCGAUCCCCGGCAUGUCUCCUGGCAUUAUGCUGGUGAGUAUGUCCAAAUAAUCAGUUUUGGUAUUAGGAGCCCUGCGGCAGCUCAGCUAGCGGUUCAGACAGCACCCCCCUAAAGCUUACAGUUUUUAAUAGUUUGUUGUUUAAAAAAAACAAACACCUAAUCUAGGUAAAAAUGGGGGUUUGGUUACAGCAUAUGAUCAUACAUUGCAUAAGCCUGCCACAACAUUAAUCUACCCCAUCUUUGGCAGGUCCUACUCUAACAGCCUAAGGUCUUCUCCCACUUACUUGGGAAAAAACUUCCACCUGGGGCUCUCUGCAGUAAAGGGCUAAAAAGGUCCCUGGAAUGAGGCACCUGUUAUAGGAGGGAUGCAAAACCAUGGAGUUGAUUAUAAUAAAUGAUAAGAGCUGCAAAGGCAAUGACUGUCAGAAAAUUUUGCUGUUGCAUUUUUUUUGUCUUUGGCAUAAACAGAAACUUGAUUAAAUUUGAUGGACUCUUUCAACCUAUUUAACUUGAUCAAUAUGUAACAGUAUUCACUGGGUGCAAAUACUCUUGUUCUUUUAAAAAAAAAUUAUGUUGUAUUGGUAAUUAUAAAAUUAGUAAAUACAAAUAUCAUAAAUUGUGACAUUCAUGUACAGUCAUCUGUGGCAACAUGCAUAGAGACAAUCGGUUGGUUUGGUAGAUAAUCUAUUUGAUAAUUAUACAGAUGGUAUUUGCUCCACAACAAAAUUAAACAUAUCUAACCAGUAAGACAUAUGAGUGAAUGGGAAGGAGAAAAUGUGCAAAGAAUGGCAUACUGUGUAAUGGGGAGGGGAGAGGGGGUAAUGUUCGACCGAGAAGGGGGAAAUGGUGGUGGGUUAUGUUACGUUAGGUCGUUCAGAUUCUGAUACAAAGGGGAGAAUAAACUUACAUAGAGGUUAAUGUACAAUUCCCUAAUCUUUAGUCUACACUGAAGACACUAUCCAUCGGGCCCAGAUCAUAGUAUUGGUCAGGAUUCGCCCCAAAGUUCGUCCAUUGUUCUCAGUUCUUCCAUUUCUAUGAACCAGAACCUUAACGGUGAGGAUACUGGUUGCUUCCAAGUUCCAAAAUAAGGACGCAAUAUGCUUAGCUACAUUUAGAGUCUGCAUAGUUAGGAACUUUUUACAUGAUGAUACAUGAGAUAUGUUUCCUUUGAUGUGACUGCAUGAGAUGCCAGUUAAUCUUCUACAAGAAUAUUAAUGUUUUGGCAUUACACGUACACGUUCUAACAGGGUGACACCAUGGGAUCUACUAGACGUAUUUGUAUAGCUCUACAAAAAUGGAAGACUCGUAAAUUUUAGCAAUGAUCAGCAAGAAAUUUAGUGUAAAAAUACAGGAGAUUAUUUAACGUUUUUGUGAGAGAUGUGUAGCAAAGUUGCAAUAUCAUACUAAAUCUUAGAUCAUUACACACAUUACGUUUGUGUUACUGUGUACAGCCCACACUUAAUUGAUACAUCUCCCCUAAGGGCUGUAUACAUAUUUUCCAUUACUUUCUUUCUUUUUUACCAGGUUUUCCCAGUAAUUACCCUAUUGAUUAUUCUAAAACAAUGUACUGUGACCGACGAGAAUACCCCUUGCCUGAUGUACCAUUUUUAACUGAACUGACCAAAGAACAGAACGCUCUGAAAGAAAAAGAAAAUGGACCCUGGAACCAGCUUACCAAAGAAGAAAAACUAGCUUGUAAGUAAUUCAUAUCCUAGAUCCUGAUUUUCUACGCAAUGUUCUAAAACUAAAUAAUAGAACUAAUAUAAAUAUUUCUAAUGCUUUAGGAACUUCUUUCACUUAAACUGAUUUUGAAUCUUCAAUGAUAUACCUUUAAAAAUUAAAUUACAAAUAUAUAGUGCAGACCAACAAAAAAAAUGGAAAUGAGAAAUUUAAACAGAAUGUCAUAAAAAAUUAGAUGAAGACCCGUUAAUAGAAAUGAAUAGAUCCCUAUAUGAUUUAUUAGAUAGAGGGAAAUAUGCUGGGAUUUUAAAUUGUAAUGGAUAGAACUUCUAAAUGUUAAAUAUCCAAGAAAACCCACAUUUUAUAUUCUUUCAAAAGUCCAUAAGAACCUGACUAAGCCCCCAGGAUAUUCUAUAAUAUCUAGGAUAAAUUACAUUCCUGCAAACAUAUCUUAUUAUGUUGAUACUUAUUUUUACACUCUUUCUGCACAAAUCGUAUCUUAAUUAAACAGGGGAUGUUUUAAGGAUGUUAGAAAAAAAGCAUGCAACGAUCAUUAUUUUUAGUCUCCUGUGAUGUAUCUUCUUCAUAUAAAUAUAUAGGCACAUGAUAAAGGCUACAUGGCUGUAAGAUAUUUUUUUACAAAAUUUGUAAAAUAUGAAAGAAAAUAAAAACAGAUUUUCUUAUGGGUUGGUCUGUAUUAAUACAUUGGUGUGCAAUAUUAUACAAUGUCACUGUUUUUGUAGCACCUGUAUAUAUCAAAAAGAAUACAAAGUUAAUAUAAAUGACAUGACAACAUAUAAUAUGUAUCAACAGAUAAUGAUAAGUGCAAACAGUGUAUAUUCUGCAGCCACUUAAAAAAAUAUUUCUCCCAAGUACCAUAAACCAUGGUACACUCCCAUCAUGAGAAUAUACAACAGUGGUCAAUUUCUAUGUCCUUUAUAUAUAUUCUUUCACAAUUUUAGCACAUAAUGUUGGUUGAUUUUACCAGUGCUACUUUCUGUGUUAUUGCACCUGCAUAUAUCAUGUGGAUAUUUUAAUUUGUAUUAUCCUUACACGUGUAGGGAAUCUGUGAUGGCCUUUCAUUUAUGAAAUGCUGGGCAGCCAUUGAUAUUGAGUACUCUUUCAUGUUGCUAUCCCUUUCUGCAGUAUAUCGGAUGAACUUCUGCCAGUCCUAUAAAGAGAUGAAUGCAGGAUCAGGAUCAGAGUGGAAAACCAUCGUGGGCGGCGUGAUGUACUUCUUGGCUUUUAGUGGAUUAUAUCUCUGGUGGCACCGUACAUACGGUUAGUUGACAUAAGUUUAAUUUAUUUACUGGAACACAGAAACAUAAAAUAUUCAUUUGUGAAAAAGUAUAAAAAAGUAUUGAAUAAAAUAUCAGUAAAAAAGUGAACACCGAGGGUCAGAUUUAUCAAAGUCUUCUAUUCUAAAAAGAUCUAAAGUAUUAAAAUUGGGGUAAUUACCAUGGAAACCAGUGAAAACAGCAGGCAUAUUCAAUUGGUGAUGGCUCAUCUUCUACAUUUUUGUGUUACUUUGUGGAACAGAACACUUUGAUCAAUCUUCCCUGAGUAUCUAUUCUAAAGUAUGUGGAUAGACUUUACUCCAACAUAUAUUAAAGUGUUGUACAGUUGGGCCAACUACAGUACAAUGUUCAGGACCCCCUUCACUCCCAGAAUAAGUAGUCAGACCAUUUUAUAAUGGUUUGACUUCUUACCCAGGGGCCAUUAUGUGUCCCUCCCUGCCUCCACAGUAGCCUGGUUAUGAAGGCUUAACUCAUUCACUGAGAAUAAUCAGCUGACACGCAACCAACACGCUAAUCCUACACUGCAGGGUUCAGCUCACUAGAGCAAAUAGUGGGUUCUAGUAGUGUUCUCAGUGUUGUCAUUGGACCACAGAUACAAAGUCAAACCAUUUUUAAAAAAAGGUUUGACUACUUAUAUUGGAUGGGGUGCCAGUACAUAUCAGUUUGCCUGAGUAAGUACAGCAUUGUGGGAAAUACGUCUCCAAACAUAGCCAUAGAUUACUCUAAGCACCAAAAUCACAUCUUCAUUUAUUAGUUUUGGUGCGCAGAUAAUGUCCCUUUAUUUGGACAAUGUAAAACAUUCUGUCUUUCUGAGAAACAAUACUGUUUACAUUUGGCUGACAGGCACACUUCUUCCUUGUAAGAAACAUAGUUUUUGGUUAAAGUAAUCCUUGCUAUACUAUACUCCUCCCCUGCCCCCAUCCCGCCUCCUCCUCCACCAAACAAGAAAAGCAAAAACUCAUCUCGGUUCCAACAUCUAAGCCAUGUUCUCCCUCAGUCCGGUCCUCUUCGACUGACAUCACUCCCCUGUGCUGUAAAAAGACUCCAAACAUGUACAGAAUAUUGACAUCAGCAAGCCCAGAACUCUUGUUCUGUGCUAGCUAAUGAUGCCCAAAUGAUGCUGCAAGAGGUGGAGUUACAUCUCUGGCAGAAGAUGACUUAACUAGGGACUAGGUUUUGUGGGAGCUUACAAUCUACAUAGACAGGAGGGGUGAGUAGCAGGAGGUUCGGACUUCACGGGUGAGAAUGGUGUUAAUUUAGAAUCCAUACUUGUGGAAGCUCAGAGGCAAAUGUUCUUAAAUGGAACACUAUGUCACACAGUCCUAUUCUGCUCUUAUUAACCAAUACAUGAUAACAGUUAUAAUUGAAACAUAUUGAUACAAAGUGAUUCUAGUAUAUCUCUUAAUGCCAUGAUUUGACAAAGGGUAUGUUAAGAGAAUAGAACAUUUGGAUUGUUUUAAUCUACCCAUGAUUCAGAGUCUCUAAAUAUACAUACAGUAGACUAAAUUAAAAUCUCAUAUUCAAUAUUUAUCAACACGAUAACAUCUCCUGAUAAGCUGUUAAUGAUAAUAAAAGAUCAGAAUCCCUCUGUUCUAAUAUAUUGUGACAUCAAUUUUACCAUUAUUGGGUCGAUGAAAAUGGAUCCUACACAUUAUGUUAAGCACUCAAGCUGAUGACUUAUUGUCACUUUAAUGGGACCAUUGGACACAGUGAAAUCGCUCAUAAACUGAAUUGAAAACACUCUGAUAACAAAUAAGCAUUACCCCAUAAUACUUCUAUAUGUUAGUGCAUGGAAGAACGAACCUCAAACAUCUCCUGUGAUUUGAUAAUAUAUGCAAACAAUGAUAGGCAAUGUUAGGCAACACAAUCCACGAAAAAAAGAAAUAUAACAAACUGGAAAAGGUUGUUAAAUUUGUUUUAACCCGUAUUGUGUUUUCCCACAUUCAUUAUUGUUUGCCUUUUUUGUGGUGUCAUUGUGAGGUACACCAAGGAUGUCACUUUUUUACUUGUAUUGUAUUUUGUCUCACAUAUUCGUGUUUAUAUAUUAUGUCUCUCUAAUGUUAGGCAACCAUUUCUUUUUAGCUGAUGACAUAAAUACAUAAGUGCACAACAGACUAGUGCACAAAUCCUGUUCAGCUGCACUGAACAAAUCAAAUUGAGCAUUCACAGUUUGCUGAACAAAGCGAUUAGUUUGUCCAGAAAUUAACAAGCAUUUGAUUCGUUCAACACAGCUGAAUAGGAUUGUGUACCAGUCUAGUGUGCAAUAUCGGAAAAACCACAUUACAGAAACACACAUACACUGCAAUGCCUCUAUGGAACCUAAUGGCAUGUGUCCUCUGUUAGCAUCAUCAAUGCACUUGUCUCUCCAUAACCUUCAAGCUGUGAUGUCAUUGAAAGCCCUGCAAAGGCACCCAUUUUAUUUUACUCAUUAAACUCACAAUAUCAGCCUACUGAACACAGCAUCACAAGAUUAAAGGGAUACUAUAGGCACCCAGAUCACUUCAUCUCACGACAUGGUCUCAGCGCAGGAUCCCUUUCCCUUUAACCCUGCAAUGUAAAACAUUUCAGUUUUAGAGAAACUGCAAUGUUCUCAUUGCAGGGUUAAGACUUCCUCUAGUGGCUGUCUCCCAGACAUUCACUAGAGGCGCAUCCUGCAGUUUCACGGAGUUUAACUCCAUGAAACGAUACUGGAUGUCCUCAUGCACAGUGUCCAGCAUCUUGCAAAUCGCUAUAGGAAAGCAUUGAUUCAAUGCUUUUCUUUGAGAAAGGCCUAAUGUGUGUGCGGUGUUUACCAUUCAUAUGCAUUAGGUUACCCCUUGCGCUGACGGCAGAGGAGGCGAUGACAGAGGAAACAGGUAAAUGGUUAAAGGGUUUUUAAUCCUUUCAUUGCACUAGGGGUGGGAGGCUGCGGGAGCAGAGUGACACGGUAGUGUUAGGAAUAUAGCUUUGUAUUCCUUAACCACUAAAUUCUGAGUUAUGGUACACUGAUAUCAAUAAGAUGGUUUGUGAAUUUUGUAGUAUGAGUAUUUUGAUAACUAUCAUGUGAUCUGGCUGAAAGUCAUAAAAAGAUAUUAAUCAAUUAGCAAUGCCAAAUUUUAAUGUACCCCAGUGUAUUUCCAGGAAAGUUUACACAGCCCCAUCUCUUCCAAGACAACACUAGGGUUCUUUUCACUAAAAGUUAAACUCAUCAUCAACACCAAGUGAGCUCAGUUCAGUUGAAUCCCAAGAAGAGUGAAAAUAUGUCAUCCAGGAUGAGAAUUUAAUCAUUGGCAUUGUUAGUCAGUGCAGGGAGAUGUGAGUCCUAUUUUAUCAUAUCUGCUUAUAGAUUGCAGUUGGUCAUUUCUUACAAUACCAGCCUGCUAAGUUCUAUGUCACACUCCUGUGAAUAGUUAGCACAAGGACAUGGCUAACUCUGACCACUGUGAUGUCAAACAAUCGUGAUGUAUUUCUUCUGUGACAGCUGGGGCCAUUCAGUGAAUCUGCAACAGUGUGGGAACUCAGUUCAUGUAAAACUGGCUUUAACCCUUUCACUACAUAAGCUACACUGUUGUUAUUAUUAUUACUGCCGUUUAUAUAGCGCCAACAGAUUCCGUAGCGCUUUACAAUAUUAUGAGAGGGGCAUUUAACUAUAAAUAGGACAAUUACAAGAAAACUUACAGGAACGAUAGGUUGAAGAGGACCCUGCUCAAACGAGCUUACGGUCAAUUGUUUGUUGUUGUUUUUUCCUAGAAAACAAAAUGUAGCAAAAGUAAAACUCAAAACAAACCUAUUCUAGAACUUGUGUAUGUCACUUUAAGAAGAGUAGUGUUAUAUUUUUUCUUAGUUUGACCUGUCUAUUUUAGCUAUAGAUCACUCAAAUGUAUUAUUAAGUAUGAACAGCAGAUGGCAUCAGAGGUUGCGAAUUGAAAUGAUACACAGCAGACAUUCUGAACAUAUUAAAACAUUAUUUAUUUUAUAAGAGAUGUAUAAUAUACUGUUCGCACUCAUUUCAAAGUGUCCGCUAGAACUUGGUCCAUACAAGCUGCAGAACAAGAUCUCUAAACAUGACAUUCACAUUUCCCCCUUCCUGUUAUUAAGAGGUUUAUUCACUGAAUGAUGGAUUAAAAUUGAAUUGUAAAUGUUAGAUAAAUAUCGGCAAACGGGUACUGUAACCUUGUAGUUGAGGCUAUGGCACCCAUCACUGUUGCCCCCAGACUUCCUUCCUUUGUGCCUCUGCAGUGUGAGGAAGCUUUAACCGAGCAGCCGUUAUCGUUCUCAGCCUAUCACUGGCUUCCCAUUCAGAGAAACAGUACAUAUUAUUUCUCUCAGUUGGAGGCUACUGAUAGGAAGUGCAUUGGACAUUUAAAAUUGGAUACACACUUAUGUAAAAAAAUAAAUAAAUAUAUAUAUAUAUAUAUAUAUAUAUAUAUGCACACGUUGAUAAGCUACAACCUGCCUGACAUUGGGUAGCCCCCCACUCGUGCUGCCAAAACAGCCAUGAUGCGUUGAGUGUUGACUUCACAAAACAUCUGAACAUGUCAUGUUGGCUCUAUCUAGAACCAGUUCAUAGCAGCAGAUUCAUUAAGUCCUGGAGGUUACGAGGUGGGGCUAGCAUGGAUCAGAACCGUGGUUUCCUAGCAGAACAUUGCCCAGAGCAUAACACUGCCUCCACUGGCCUGUCUUCUUUCUAUAGUGCAUCCUGCUGCCAUCUCUUUCUCAGGUAAAUGUACAUGUGUGCACAUGCACCCGCCCAUCCACCUGAUUUAAAAGUAAAUGCGAUUAAUCAGACCAGGUAACCUUCCUCCCUUGCUCCAUGGUCCACUUCGGACGCUGUUGUCUCCAUUGAUGGCACUUUUUGCGGUGGACAGGGUCAUCAUGGGCACUCUGACCGAUCUGCAGCUAUGCAACCCCAUGUUUAAACACAUUUCUAUCAUUCCAGCAUUAUGUUUUUCAGCAAUUUGAGCUACAGUAGCUCUUCUGUGUGAAUGGACCAGACGGACUAGCCUUCACUCUCCACGUGCAUCACUUACCCUGACUCCGGUUCAUCUGUUGUCCUUCCUUACAACACUUUUAGUAGAACUAGCCACUACAUAACAGAAACAACCCACAAGACUUGCUUCUUUGGAGAUGCUCUGACCCAGUUGUCUAGCCAUCACUAUUUGGCCUUUGUCAAAGUAACGGAGAUCUUUUCACCUGCCAAUUUUUCCUGCUUCCAACAAAUUAAAUUCAAGAACUGACUGUUCACUCGCUGCCUAAUAUAUCCUACACUUGACAGUUGCAAUAUAUACGUUUUUUAUUGUUAUUUUGAUAUGAAUGCACAUUACUGUUAGGGUUAUUGACUAAACUCCAAACUGUAGCAAAUUGCCAAUUUGCCAAUUUAAAGGGACACUACAGGCAUCAAAUUAACUUUAGUUUAAAGGAACACUAUAUUGUUAGGAAUACAAAGCUGUCUUUCUUCUUCCUGUCCCUUGCGGCCCCUCCCUGGUGGCAAAUAAAAGGUUAAUAAUCCUUUUUUCACUUAUCUGAUUUUAGUGCCAAUGUCCCUUGGGCUCCUCUCUGACAUCAGCUGAUGGGGGAACCUAAUGCAUGGCUAGUGCAGCAUUUUUCACUCACAGACACAUUUACAGACUCUCAGCACCUGCUGGCCAACACCGUUACUAAAGAUUGUGGAGGAAAAGCAUUACAGUUAUCCUGGAACUGCAGUCUGUACCCUUCACAGGUGAUACCUUGUCCCUUCUCUCUUCUUCACACAUGAGGUUUUGAUGUUGAGAUAUGUCAUCGUAAUAUAGGUUCUGGCAGCCUUCAGCUCUGUCCUUUGAGAAGAAAUGAUGGGAUCAGGGCCCAAACUCAUGAAGGGAACUCACACAUUUAUUUAGCACAAUGGCAGAUUAAAAACAUAUAUAGAACAUACAUAACAUAGUAUAUAUAGUUCAUUUAACCACCCUGCAUAUGAUUAGUAUGUGAUUGUGUGAUUAAUGUAUAGUGCACACAACUAUUACUAUGAGCAUUAUUACUGUGGAGCUCUAUGAUACAAUCAUAUACACUGCAAUUUACUAAGAGUUUUAUUGCUGUGGAACUUGUAUGGCACAACACUGAGGGUUUUGUAUCUGGGGAUCCAGUAAUAUAUUCAGAACUACUGCCGGUGAAGCUGGUGCAGCCACACCUGGGCCUGCACUUUGAGGUAGUCCAUCGGGUGGCCCAUGCACUUAAGGCCACUGGACAGGUAUUGUUGAACAGGGGCCCGAUAAGGUGUCGCAGCUCUUCAACAGCACAACCAGAAGAGUAGCAACUCAGCCGUGAAGUGGAAGACUAUGUAAGUUAAAGAGAUGGAUCACCAAGUGCUGAGGCACAUGGUGCAUAAAAGUCACCAACGCUCUGCUGGUUACAUAGCUGAAGAGUUAUAAACUUCCAUUGGCAUUAAUAUCAGCACAAAAACUGUGCGGCGGGAGCUUCAUGCUAUGGGUUUCCAUGACCAAGCAGCUGCAUGCAAGUCUCACAUCACCAAAUACAAAGCCAAGCAUCUGAUCCAGUGGUGUAAAGCACGCUGCCAGUGGACUCUGCAGUGGAAAUGUGAUCUGUGUAGUGACAAAUCACACUUCUCUGUUUGGCAGUCUGAUGUGCGAGUCAUGGUUUGGCAGAUACCAGGAGAACAUAACCUACCUGACUGCAUUGUGCCAAAUGUAAAGUGUGGUGUAAUAGGGAUAAUGGUAUGGGGCGGUUUUUCAGUGGUUGGACUAGGCUUCUUCCAGUGAAGGGAAAUUUUAAUCCUUCCGCACGCCAAGACAUGUUGGACAAUGCUAUGCUUCCACUUUGUGAUCACAGUUUGGGGUAAGCCAUUUUUCAUUCCACCAUGACCCAAAGCAUAACCGUAAACACAUGAUUGAAUGAUUGUUAUGUGGAAGAACGUGAUUGGCCUCAACACCUUUGUGAUUAACUGGAACAAAGAUUGCAAACCAGGCCUUCUCGUCCAACAUCAGUGCCUGACGUCACAAAUGCUCCACUGGAUGAAUAGAAAGUCUUACAAAAACACUCUAAAAUCUUGUGGAAAGCCUUCCCAGAAGAGUGGAAGCUGUUAUAACUGCAAAGAUGGGACCAACGCAAUGUCAGAAAAGUCCCUAUUGGUGUAAUGGUCAGGUGUCCCAAUACAUUUGUCUAUAUAGUGUAUGUGUCGCCUUUUCACCUUAUAAAAGAGUUAGACGACAGAUCUGUAUAAGGUCAGAUCUCUUCCAGAUGGUGGCAGCAAACACUUGUUGUUGUGCGAUGACCCUUGCUUACAUUUUGAUGCCAUUUUAUUUCAGUAGGCAGAAUUAAAGAUGCUGUGAUGCAGGCAGAAACAAGUCAGAAAAGGCCAUCAAAAGGCCAUACUGUUCAUUUUCAUAGCAUUUAUGUGUUGAAGAGGACCAAAGCAGUGACUGGUUGACAUAAGGGCAGGACAUAACAUACACUUUCAGAAUAGUUUUUAUUGUAAAUCUGAUCCUUGACAUUGAUAAUCAGUGCAGCAAGGCCUGUAGUCUAUAACUGGUAUGAAAUCAUUUUCCACAGCAACUCACCUUCAAUAUGUUUAAGGACAAUAUUUUAAAAAAGUGUGGGGAAAAAAGUAUUUGAUCCCCUGCUGAUUUUAAACGUUUGUUCACUGACAAAGAAAUGAUCAGUCUAUUAUUUUAAUGGUAGGUGUAUUUUAACAGUGAUAGAAAGAAUAGCACAACUCCCCCCUCCCCCCUCCCGAAAAAUGCAUGCCAAAAAAGUUAUAAAUUGAUUUGCAUGUCAAUGAGUGAAAUAAGUAUUUGAUCCCCUAUCAAUCAGCAAGAUUUCUGGUUUCCAGGUGUCUUUUAUACAGGUAAUGUAGUCUCUUAAAGGGAGUGCUCCUAAUCUCAGCUCGUUACCUGUAUAAAAGACACCUGUCCACGGAAGCAAUCAAUCAAUCAGAUUCCAAACUCUCCACCAUGGCCAAGACCAAAGAGCUGUACAAGGAGAAGGUGACAACAGUUGGUGUGAUUAUUCGCAAAUGGAAGAAACACAAAAUAACUGUCAGACUGCUCGGUCUGGUGCUCCAUUCAAGAUCUCACUUUGUGAAGUUUCAAUGAUCAUGAGAACAGUGAGGAAUCAGCCCAGAACUGUACGGGAGGAUCUUGUUAAUGAUCUCAAGGCAGCUGGGACCAUAGUCACCAAGAAAACAAUUUUUAACAUACUAACCCAUAAAGGUCUGAUAUCCUGCAGCACCUGCAAGGUUCUCCUGCUCAAGAAAGCACAUGUACAGGCCAUCUAAAGUUUGCCAAUGAACAUCUGAAUGAUUCAGAGGAGAACUAGGUGAAAGUGUUGUGGUCAGAUGAGACCAAAAUCAAGCUCUUUGGUAUCAACCCAACUCGCCAUGUUUGGAGGAGGGGGAAUGCUGCCUAUGACCCUAAUAACACCAUUCCCACCAUCAAACAUGGAGGUGGAAACAUUAUUCUUUGGUGGUGUUUUUCUGCGAAGGGGACAGAACAACUGCACCGUAUCAAAGCGACAAUGAACGGGCCAUGUACCGUCAAAUCUUGAGUGAGAACCUCCUUCCAUCAGUCAGGGCAUUUACAAUGGGUCGUGGAUGGGUAUUCCAGCAUGACAAUGACCCAAAACACACAGCCAAGGCAAUAAAGGAGUGGCUCAAGAAGAAGCAUAUUAAGGUCCUAGAGUGGCCUGGCCCGUCUCCUGACCUUAAUCCCAUAGAAAAUCUAUGGAGGGAGCUGAAGGUUAGAGUUGCCAAACAUCAGCUUCGAAACCUUAAUGACUUGGAGAGGAUCUGCAAAGAAGAGUGGGACAAAAUCUCUCCUGAGAUGUGUGCAAACCUGGUGGCCAACUACAAGAAACGUCUGACCUGUGAUUGUCAACAAGGGUUUUGCCACCAGGCACUAAGUCGAAGGGGUCAAAUCCUUUUUUCACUCAUUGAUAUGCAAAUCAAUUUAUAACUUUUUGACAUGCGUUUUUCUGGAUUUUGUUUGUUGUUAUUCUGUCUCUCACUGUUAAAAUACACGUAUCAUUAAAAUUACAGACUGAUCGUUUCUUUGUCAGCGGGUAAACGUUCAAAAUCACCAGGGGAUGAAGUACUUUUUUUCCCUCACUGUAUAAACGUGUGGCAAAUUAUUGGCACCCCUAGGCAUUUAUAUGAGAAAAAUAUACUUGAAGUAUACUCCCAUUGGUAUUUUACAUUUAUUUAUACAUCUGGGUGACUAGUAACAGGAAAUUGUUCAACCACUUCCUGUUUCACAGGGGUAUAAAUAUGAGGUAACAAAUUCCCUUAGUCAUUCAUCACAGUGGGUAAGACCAAGGAACAUAGCUGUGGUGAAGGAGGACCGGAGCAGAAACCUAUCCUGCAGUAGCUGGUGCGAGUGAGCAUAGCACAGUAGAGGGGGAAGUAUUGAAAGGGGAAGGAGAGAGAUGAGAGAUCUCGUCCCUGAUUGUAAAAAUAUCAGAGAAAUUAGUUGCAAAGUUUGUUGCGAGGAACUUAGAAGAAAUUAGGAGGAGGAGGAGCAGCAACAGGGAACAGAAGAGAGUUAAAAGUGUGAAAGAUGCGUUUGGGUUCACGGGAGAGCAUGGUUAUGAAUGUAUUGAAGUCGUUUUCUUUUGCAGAGUAAAGAGUCAAGCUGUAUGAGCAUGUCAUACAUUUAUAGUGGAGGACGUCAGACGCAGAAUGAGACUUUUUGGAGGUACUGAGUCAGGUUGGUGUGCCAAAGUUGCAAAUGGGGGCCCUUUUUACAUUUCAGUGAAAGAGGUGGCAUGAUAUCUAUUUGAGAGGAGAGGGUGGAGUUGUAGAGGGAGGUUGGAGAGUUAAGGCUGGUGAGGUUUGAGAUAGGCAAAAGGAUAGCUUGGAGAUUGGUGGAGAAUCGAUGUAGGUUAAAACCUUCACUUCUUGACCUACAGCGAUUUUUCCACAAACCUCCAACCUCCCUAUAUAUAUAUGGCUGGGGGCCAGGGGGAGGACAAUAGGCCCCCCCCCUCUUCUAAUUUAGGGCCCCCACCCACCGUUCAGGGGUGGGGGCCAGGGGGAGGACAAUAGGUCCCCCCUCUUAUUGGUAUUUAGGGCCCACACCUGCCGCUCAUGACAAUAGGUCCCCCCCCCUAUUUUACUUUAAGGGAGGGGACCCAGUUUUUUACAGUGAGUUUUUUUUUUACACUGUUUAGGGACAUAAUUUACUAAUACUAAGUAAUCCUUACUUAGUAUUAGUAAAUUUGUCUGAAAGACCAAUUUAGGUCUUUCAGCCAUUUAGUAGAUAGCUCCCUAAUACAGUGGGAAUUAGGGAGUUAUCUACUUAUUCAUUCCUGUCAUUCCUUUGACUGGCUAAGUACACUUUACAUGAAUGUGUGUUACUUGAUUGUUGUAAGUGUUGCAAAUGCUUACAGCUGAAUCCUGGAUAUGUUUGUAUACUUUUUAUUUAAACUUGUAUACAGUGUAACAUCCUUCAUUCUUCCAAUGGGUAGGUAUAUUAGUACUACGGCAAUACUGUGCUUUGGAAAUUUCAGAAAUUCAGCAAUUCGGCACUUCGGCAAUUCAGCUAUUCAGACAUUCGAAAGUAUCCGAAUGUCCGAAUUGCCCAAAAUACGGCAGAAUUAACAUUCGGAACGAAACAAAUUGCAGAUGUCUAGUCUGCAGCUCUGCACCCGGAGGAGCUGCAGACCGUAUAGGAAGGCCACUGGACCACCAGAAAAAAAAAGGUAUUUCUAACCCCCCUACAGUCACCCGCUGCCUCCCUCUGCCACUAGUCACCCCCUCACUCACUCUACCACCAGUCACCCCCUUACUCUGCAACCAGUCACUCCUUCCCUCUCACACUCUACCACCAGUCACCCCAUCCCUCACUCUACCACCAGUAACCCCUUCCCUCACUCUGCCACCAGUCACCCCCUCCCUCAUUCAGUCACCAGUGACCCCUCCCUUUGCCACCAGUUACACCCUCCCUCACUCUGUCACCAGCCACUCCCUCACACUGUCAUCCCCUCCCUCAGACUAUCACCUCCUCCCUCACUGUGUCACCUCCUCACUCUGCCACCAGAAACCCCCUCCUUCCCACACUCUGCCACCAGGCACCCCCUCACUUACUCUGCCACCAGUCACCCCCAUAUUCACUGUCACCAGUCACCCCCUCCCUCCCUCUGCCACCAGUUACCCCCUCCCUCAAUCUACCACCAGUCAUCCCCCCCCUUACACUAUGCAAACCGGUCACCCCUUCCCUCCCACACUCUGCAACCAGUCACCCCCUCCCUCCCACACUCUGUCACAAGUCACCCAGUACCUCCCUCACUCUGUCACCCCCUCCCUCCCUUUGGGAGAGCCUCUUUUUCUCAAGUUUAAAGCAUUUAUGAGCAAUAUCUGAGCAAUAUCCUGAACCGGCUUGUUUCUGACCUUGAAUAUUUCUGUUAUCCUGACUCGGCUUGUUAUUCCAUUUAUCUGCAUUUCUCUUUCUCUGACAUAGGCUAUUCAUCACUCUGUCUUAAGCUUUAUUAACGUUUAGUCCGGUCACUCUAAGGCCCAGUUAUACGUCUAUCUAGUACCUCUGUUUGUGGGAUGUUUGUGUGUGCGUGUGUGUAUGUACAUAUAUAUAUAUAUAUAUAUGUGUGUGUGUGUAUGUAUGUAUAUUGUAUACAUAUAUAUAUAUAUAUGUGUGUGUGUAUGUAUGUAUAUUGUGUGUGUGUGUGUGUGUAUAUAUAUAUAUAUAUAUAUAUAUAUAUGCUUAGGUUGUAUACAGGCCUUUAUGCAAAUUCUGGAUUCUUGGAUGUGAAUUCAUGCAUUCUUAAUCUGUGUAAUUAUUUUUUUUAACUCUACCCCCUCUAGCACCAUCUCCUGCACUGCUUUUAUUCUCACUCUCCUCCCUUACUCUGUGAUCUUCACACACGAUAUUUACAACCCUCUGUGAGAAUGGUGUCUAUUUUCUAUCAGAGAUGUGUCUAAUAUGCACUUAUAUCACUCUAACCCCUGUAUCACAAAUCAACUUUGAAUUAUGUGUGUGUCGUUUUUGCACAGAAAUACUUAAACCCCUUAAGGACACAUGGCAUGUGUGACAUGUCAUGAUUCCCUUUUAUUCCAGAUGUUUGGUCCUGAAGGGGUUAAACUUGAGAAAGGAACGUUCUCCUGAAAGCUUGUCCUUUCAAAAUUCUGUUAGACCAAGAAAAAAGAUAUCUGUUUUUUUUUUACAUCCUUGUUACUGGACAAAUACAGCUGCAAUCUCUCGCUACAUACUCCUAACAUCUCUUUUUAUUACCCUAUCUGUCCCUUCUUUAUAAUCACAAUGUUUAUUUCAUUCAUCCUCCCAGAACCCAUAGCAUCCAUUUCACCUGCUCAUCAAUUUGUCUAAUCCUGUUUUUAUUUUAGCACCUCCCCUCUGAUGUCUCAAGUCUACCUUCCCUCACUCCACUUCCUUUAUUAGUUCUCCCCCCAUUCGAACAUCCUCUUUAUAUAACACUUGUCAUUCUCUCUUCUCUUUUGUAAAGCCUUCCAUUUAAUUUGUAUCCUUUUCCCUCUCUCUGCUUUACUCCAGUUUGAGAUGACUGAGGUUUAUGUCCCUACCUAAACCUCAGUCAUCUCAAACUCUUUGAAAGCCACAGCCUUCAUCUGUUUUGUGCAACUUCCCUCUCAUCUUAACCCUUCUCCCUAAAUGCAACACAUCUCCUUCUAGUUCCAUUUCCUCCACCUCCAAGCAUGUUUAAACUCUCUUCCCAUUUUUUUCUAUAGUCUCCUUUACCUCCCACAGACUUUACCUUCUCUCACUAUUUGAUCCGAGUCUUCAUAUCUAUCCUUUCUCCAUCUCUGUAUCUCUACAGUAUAUCUUUCUCUGAUUUGCAGGUUAUUUAUGAACAGUGUAAUACAAUACACCUUUCCAUAAUACAGGGACUCUUUCUUAACUUAAUUGGUUUCAAAAUAAAUUAGUCUUAUUCACUAUAGAAUAAUAUUAUCAAAGGAUUGGGGAAGAACCCGACCAGACAUCACUUCUUUGGACUCCUCUGUAUUAUCUAUAAAUUUGUCUAUAAUCUAACUUAAAGGACCACUCUAGGCACCCAGACCACUUCAGCUUAAUGAAGUGGUCUGGGUGCCAGGUCCUUCUAGGGUUAACCCAUUUUUUCAUAAUUAUAGCAGUUUCAGAGAAACUGCUAUAAUUAUGAAUGGGUUAAGCCUUUCCCCUAAUCCUCUAGUGGCUGUCUCAUUGACAGCCACUAGAGGCGCUUGCGUGCUUCUCACUGUGAUUUUCACAGUGAGAGCACGCAAGCGUCCAUAGGAAAGUAUUGUAAAUGCUUUCCUAUGCGACGGGCUGAAUGCGCGCGCAGCUCUUGCCGCGCAUGCGCAUUCAGCCGGCGGGGCGGAUCGGAGGCGGAGAGGAGGAGGAGAGCUCUCCACCCAGCGCUGGAAAAAGGUAAGUUAUUACCCCUUUCCCCCUUCCAGAGCUGGGCGGGAGGGGGUCCCUGAGGGUGGGGGCACCCUCAGGGCACUAUAGUGCCAGGAAAACAAGUAUGUUUUCCUGGCACUAUAGUGGUCCUUUAAUGGCCAUGUGUGUCCUGGACAAGCACUAUUGGACUUCACUUUAAGUAUGAACUACCAUUUACAUGAAAUAGCUGGCUUUCCCACUCUGGAUUUAAUUAUGUGAUUACAAUGUAUGGUGUAUCUGCCCCUUAAUUUCCCCCAUAUUCCAAUAUUCUUCUCCCCGCCCUUUGCCCCCUUAGCUCCUUAUCCCAAGAGCCCACUCUCUAUCUCUAUCCUGUGAUGUUAUGGUGUGUUGUUGUUUUUAGCUAUGUUGCCAAACGUACUUGCACAAGUCAAUGUCAAUCAAUGUCAUCGUGAUUUUCUCAAGAUAACAAGACAAGAACCUGCAAUCAAGACAAUUGUGGGGCGUGCUCUUAUAUCUUACCUCAUUUGAAAUCCCUCCAGAUAUUUUGGUCGUUCAAAAUGGCUGAUCACCGAAUGUCACUAUUCCACUUUUCCAUACCAUAGUUACUUCACAUUGAAAAUAUUUCUGCUGUUUAUAAUUGACAUUGUACCCAUAGUAUAUUAAAGGCUGUAUUCACAAUGUGCAGUUUAUGGUACGAAAAUAUGUACAAUGACACCUUCAAAAGAUGUUAUGUCCUAUGUGAUCAGUCUUUAUCACUGACUGAAUUAUGACAAUAUACUGUGAAUUAUACCAUCUACAGCCCAAGUGGAACAAUACCUCUUCUGGUGAAUACCAGCAAUAAAUUAAAACUGAAAUGUACAAAUGUUUUGUACAUUCAAAUACAAAUAAUCAAUAGACUUGUGCAGAAAAUCCACUCAGCUGUGGUGAACAAAUCAAAUGCCAGUUAAGAGCUGGAUGAGCAAAUUAAUUAGUUUGCAAUUUGCCGAACAGGAUUUGUGCACAAGUCUAAUAAUCAAAAACAAAACUGAUAGUAAUGUACAAAUGCAUAAAAAAAUCUGAGUGUAAUCAUACAGAGCUGAACUCCUAAAUACCAAACAAAUAUUACAUGUAUUAUAUAUUCACACAAAAUGAUGUAUAUAUAUAUAUAUAUAUAUAUAUAUAACCAGUGGCGUACAUACCAUGGACGCAGGGGUCGCGGCUGCGACCGGGCGCGGCCCACCAGGGGGCCCGGCCGCCCCUGAGACCCGGUAUGUACCCACUGGGCCAGCCUCUUCUCCUGGGGGGCCCAGGAGGUGGCCACCUCAGGCCCCCCCGAGGCUGGCCCUGCUGACCCCAGCGGGCAGGUGGGCGCGUGAGGGAGCACUUUCCCCUGUGUGCUUCCUCUUCAGCUCCCUCGCGCACCGCACUGAUGCCGGAGCCGGAAGAUGACAUCAUCUUCCGGCGCCGGCAUCCCUAAGCGGCGCGCGAGGGAGCUGAAGAGGAAGCACACAGGGGAAAGGGCUCCGUCGCGCACCAGCCGGCCAGGCAGCCUGCCCACCCAGUGACCUGCCGCCCAGGAGCCCAGCAGCACCACUGGACCCCAGGGAAUCCCCCCAGCACUCCAAAAGGUAAGGAGGCUGGGGGGAUUAAAUGUGAAAAAAAAAAUGUGUGUGUUAGUGUAUGUGUGUUAGUGUGUGUUAGAGUGUGUGUGUGUGUUAGUGUGUGUGUUAGAGUGUGUGUGUGUUAGUGUAUGUGUGUGUUAGUGUAUGUGUGUGUUAGUGUGUGUUAGGGUGUGUGUGUGUGUGUGUUAGUGUAUGUGUGUGUUAGUGUAUGUGUGUGUUAGUGUGUGUUAGUGUAUGUGUGUGUUAGUGUGUGUUAGUGUGUUAGAGUGUGUUAGGAGUGUGUGUGUAAGUAGUGUAUGUGUAGUGUGUGUGUGUAAGUAGUGUGUGUGUGUGUGUGUGUGUGUGUGUGUGUUAGUGUGUGUUAGUGUAUGUGUGUAAAGUAGGAGUGUGUGUGUGUUAGUGUGUGUGUGUGUGUUAGUGUAUGUGUGUGUGUGUUAGUGUGCUAGUGUAUGUGUGUGUGUGUGUGUUAGUGUGUGUGUGUGUGUGUUAGUGUGUGUGUGAGUGUGUCAGUGUUUGUUUGUGUUAGUGCGUGUGUUAGUGUGUGUGUCAGUGAAUGUGUCUGUUAUUGGGUGUGUGUCUGCUAGUGAGUGUGUUACUGUGUGUGUCUGUUACUGAGUGUGUUUGAUGUCUGUUAGUGAGUGUGUGUUUUCAGUGAAAGUGUAUGUUUUGUAAGUGAGUGUGUAUGUAUGUCUGUCGCUGAGUGUGUCUCUGUCAGUAAAUGUGUGUGUCUGUUAGCUAGUGUGUAUGCGUCUGUUCGUGAGAGUGUGUGUGUGUCUUCAGCAUUUACCUUUCUCCAGCGUCGGACUCACCAGUGUCCGCCACUCAGCUCCGAAAUGCACAUGCGCGGCAAGAGGCGCCGCUGCGCAUUUAAACCGCCCAUAGGAAAGCAUUACUCAAUGCUUUCCUAUGGACGUUCAGUGUCUUCUCACUGUGAUUUUCACAGUGAGAAUCGCGGAAGCUCCUCUAGCAGCUGUCAAUGAGACAGCCACCAGAGGCUGGAUUAACCCUCAGUGAAACAUAGCCGUUUCUCUGAAACUGCUAUGUUUUCAGCUGCAGGGUUAGAACUAGAGGGACCUGGCACCCAGACCACUUCAUUGAGCUGAUGUGAUCUGGGUGUCUGUAGUGGUCCUUUAAGUGUGUGUGCAUACCGCGGUCGCGGGGUCGCAGCCCUGCAACCCCUGCGACCAGGUGCCCGCCACCAUGUGUUGCGACCCCGACCCGGGAUCAAUUUUUGCACCGGGGCCCUAUGGGCCAUGUGUACGCCACUGUGUACAACAUAUAGAAAAACGUAAAGUGUCAAAAUAAUAUCAAAGAAAAAAACAUGCAAUAGAAAAAAGCUAAAACUGCACUUACCUGACUGUAGAGGGUCGAGAAACGGUGUACAGUAUUCUUUCAACGUUCCACAAACCAAAUUACGCCUUCUUGCUACAAACAUAACAUUUGAGAAGAGUUGAUUCAUUUUUGUUGUGAGCCUUUUUUCAUUGAUAUUACUAUGUUCCAUGCAAUCAAAUAAAAAAAAAUUGUAUUUUACCCAUUUAUGUCCUAAAGUUAGCCUUCUGUAGUAGCAUAGCAUCAGCUCAGUGUGUCAGAAUUAAGUUCCAUAUUAUUUAAAUAUUGUUUCAUGCUACCAUGCCAAGCUGUGUUGUAUCUGUCAGAGUUCUGCUUGUUCAGUGCCAAACAAAGCAGUUUGGUUGCUUUUCUCAUGCAGGCUCAGAUGAGUUGACUUGUUGACAUAUAUAAGUAUUGGCAUUAUGGGAAUACCUGCAUGCUAUUUAAUGCCAAAAGCCUACUUUUCGGUCACCGCACAAACAAUGACAAAGAUAAAAAAAGGUUUACUAAACAGAUUGUCAUACUAAGAGAACGAUGCUGGUAGGUCAGGUGAAAUGGAGGAAAGCAAAAAGCAAUCCAAGAGCGCAAUUAUUUUGUUCAACAAAGCGAAUACCUUGGCACUCAUGCCAUGAAAAUGUUGGCUUGUUUUUGGUAUGUGCUAUGGCAGAGUGCCCUCUCAUUAAGACAUAGAUUAUGUCUCAAUAGGAGACUUUGAGUUUUAACCUAUUCUAGAAUGUGGAAGGCUACAAUUCAACACAGCAUCAAAUAUUUAUAGUACAGGAAUAAUCUUUCUUUAGUAAUAUAUACAAUUUUUUACUAUUUUCUAAAUGGAGCAAAACACUAAGACAUACAAUUACAGGAUAAAGAGUUAAGGCUUAAUUUCUCAUUCAUUCACCCAUUGUUGAAACUAAUGAAACACAUAUGUUUAAACAAUAUUACAAAACUCCAAAAAUUCAGAAAAUGUUCCCAGAUAUUGUUACUGACAUAUACAAAGAAUGUAGGAUGGUGCAAGGAUUAACACUUUAGUGCCUGACCGUUCAAAAUAAUAGAGGGAUCAUGCACGUGCAUACAUAUCACACAGUUGUGGAGUGAAGGGAGAUUAACAUGACAUAGUUUAGUAUAAUGCUUCUUAUCACAGUUCUUGUGUAUCCUUACGUUCCAGGAUUAAUCCAUUUCCAAUAGUCACAUUGAUUGAUAAAUAUUGGUCUAUACAGUGCAUGAAUGCUGGAAUAAAAACACUGCUGUAGUAUUUUAACUUCAAAGGAUAAAUAGGGAACUGGACAUACUUCUGCCACUGUAGUCAAGGAUCAGCAGUUUAUAGAAUUCUAUGUCCACCUCCCUAAUACAAUGUACCUUCACUAAAAUAGAUCUCAGCUGUUUGACAUAUAAUUGCUAUAUUUUUAGCAUCACUUGUAUACCCUAAUUCUCCUAACUCAAAACCAAGUAAUCCCGUUUCUCCACCCCACAAUCCUAACCAUAAAUCCUCUCAUAAUAAUUCUUGUAACCCUAAACUCCCUAGCUGUAAUUUUACUAAACCCCUCAACUGUAACUCUAACCCAAAACUCAAUAACCCUAAAUCUACUAAGCCUGGAUUCCAUAUGCCACUUAACGUUUUAAACCUUGGACAGGAAGUGCUCGCUGGGUGCAACAGCUUCCUGUCAGACAGGGUAGAUGAUACAGAAUAUCCUCUCCCCGCGGUCCACUCACCCACGUUACACAGGGAUGAUGAGCAGUGAAAAAGAGAAAAAGAUACAGAAAAGGGACUGGGGGGCCCACACAGAGGGACUGGGGAAGGUGAAAAUUACACAAACAGAAGGGCUGGGGAAGGGGAGAGCGACACACAUAGAGGCACUGGGGAAGGUGACCCAGAGACACUCAAAGGAGCUGGGUAAUGGGACGACGAGAGGCACUUAUAGGGGCUGGGCAAGGGAACAGUAAAAUUUAAAGUGGGACUGGGGAAGGGUACAAUGACACACACCGAGGGGCUUGGGAAGGUCAAAAGAGACACACAUAGGGGUUGGGGCGGAGAGACACAAAUGGGUCCGGGGAGAAGAGACACACAGAGGGGGAGAGAGAGACACAUAAAGAUGCGGGGCUGGGGAAGGUGAAAAGGAGUUACACAAAGGGGUUGGAUGAGAAAAAGACACACAAAGGAGCUGGGGGUAUAAAGACACACACAAAGUUGGCAUUUACUGUUUCAGAGGAUGCAAGUAGCUGGUCUUGCCUAGGGUGCAAAAUUGUCUAGCACCUGCCCUGAGUGUAUGUGUGUGGUUGAUUGUAUUAUUAGGCAGUGUGCAUGUAUGGAUGGAUGUAUUGGGCAGUGUGUGUAUGGUUGAUUGUGUGUGGGUGUGUGUGUAUUGGGAAUGGUAUGUGUGUGUAGAUGCAUGUACUGGAUGUGUAUGUUUAUAUUGGGCAGUGUGUCUCUUUCAUUUCCUAAAUGUCUGCUCAUUGUCUCACCUAAAAUGUCAACUAGUUUGUCUGUGUUUAUUAAAUACCUCAACAAUCUCUCUAUCAUUUACCCAAUUGUUUCUCUGGUUGGUUUCCUUUCCCUAAAUUUCUCACCGGUGCAUCUGCUUUACCUAAAUGUGUCCUCUGUGCGUCUCUUUUCCCUAAAUGUAUCUUAAGUCUGUUUCCCCCCCUCAAUAUUUUCCCAGUCACAACGGUCUAUCUCUGUUCCAUAAAUUUCUCCCCAGUCUGUCUCUGUUUCCUAAAAUGUUUUCCCAGGUCCUCAGACAUUUUCCACUAAAUGUCUUGGCCUGUCUCUCUUUAAUAAGAACAGGCAAGUAAACACUUUAGAGUCUAUUCACUAAACAAUGAUUUAUACAUCUUGUUACAAUCUGCCUUUUGUAACUGUUAAAUCACAGGCAGAGGGGAGGAUUUUGUGGGAAUGAAUGGGAGUGUUUUACUGUAUUAUACGUGUUUGAUUUGCUGUUCCACAAAACCCUGUGGGCGGUUAAACUUUCUGCAUACACCUCCCUCUAUUGCCAGUAAGUAAUCAAGGGCUAGCCUAUUUUGGUAAAUGGCGGAUCUCAUUCGGGUAUUCUGCUUAGCUAAGAGGUUGAGGGCUUCUGCUGUCUCGUUGGUUAUGAUCUCAACCACCGCCUGUAGUCUUAUAAUACGGUUGAGCAUAUAUAUUGGGGUUCUAUAUCCAUAAGUACCAUCUUCAGCCCAGGUAGCAGGUCCAUAGUAAUUUAUGAUACAUUGGGGAGGUCACUCAUCUUCCCAACUACCUAUAUUCAAUGUUGCUCACUUCUUUUUAUGAUUCACAUCAUAUACCUUAACUCCCAAGGUCUCUCCUGUUUCAAUUGGCAACAAGAAGGAUGGUUUGAGCAUACCUAGCACACAUGCUCCUUCCCAAUCCUGUGGUAACUCUAAAUAUGCUUUCUUACCACAGAUCCAGUACAAAUUCGCUGGGGUUUUCCAAUUGGAUGUAGCAGAUAAGUCAAACCAUACCUCUUUUAAAUUGGUGUAAUUGGCAAAAGGAUUAGUAGGUUCCGAGACAUUUGAAGCUGACCAUCAAGUAGUAUCUUUUGUAUCAGCAUUAUAGUCCUAAGCAGGUUAACUCUCCAACAGAUGUAUUAUACAGUGGCCCUCUUCUAGCUAAACAUACAUGGCCUAUGAUAGAUGUUUUUAAACGCCAUUCUGAUUUAUCUCUAGUACUUACUUGAUGAUCAGACUGAGAAAGCAUCUGUUGUUCAUCUGUCCCAGAACCAAGGUACCAAACCUCUCUUGCCUCCCAUGGCCAUUGGUCUCCCAUAUUAGUACCUCCACAUACAAAGCAGUUAGUUAUAUUAACACUACCUGCAAUACUCUCAGCCAAAUCAAUAAAUAGGUUCUUAACAUUAUGGGGAAUGUUAUCCUCAACACUCAUCUCCUCAUAGAAGGAAUGAAAAACCUGAUGAGUUUGAGAAGCUGUCGUCUCAGUUUCAAGACCUACAUAUAUUAUCGUCCCUGGAUCUACUCUUGUACCAUGCAUUUUGAAACCCAAAGAGAUUCCCAAACUUGUCAAUGAAGUGUUGUGGAUUGGAAAUGGUCAUAUGCACAGGGUUACACUCCAUAGUUUUACAAUAUGGUGCAGUGGGCAACCUUUGGAUAAUCAUAUCUUGAUCUACUGUCUUUCCCCAGGUCACCCAACCUACACAUGACCAAUAUGGGCAGCAGUUAAGGUCUCUAUUUGGGCAGUCAGGAUCAGUAGAUCUUUUGCUAGGGCAUAAAUACUUAUCAUUGAACCCAUAAGUCCGAUCCCAUUUAAGAUUUCCACAUACAUUCCAGGGUUCUCUGCUACCCGAAAUCACCUUACAUGCAUCAAAUAAUAGAAUACCCGUAGAAUGUAUGGUGCUUAUCACAGUCCUAUUUAUUAGGUCCCCUGGGAGUUACUGUUUCGAAUUACCAACCAAAUUGUACGGGGUUGGAAUUGGGGAUCGAAACACUUGGGGUCACCUGAUAUCGAUUGACACACACUAUAAUCAGUAUCUAAGUACCUACACCUACACAUUAUUCUUGCGGUCCUCAUCUUUAUUCUUCGACCGUGCGAUGGCACCUCAGCUUCCCGCUUGUGAGGGCUGCAAGGAUUGUUGUACUCCUGAUCCUCACCUUCACAGAGGUCCCUUUGAGACACUCUGGCUAUGAAACGUAGACAGGUGGUCAGGCUUUAUUAUGGUCGUCAAAACACCUACUUGCUGAUCUCUGAUGUUACUUUCAACCACGAUUCUUCUAAAAUCACCUCAUACUUCUCAAGUCACGCUCAAUUCGACUGGGUAAUGCGCUUCACCCGGAUCUUGCAAGGAUUCUCACGAUCUGGAGUAGCUUGCCAGGAAUCUGUCGUUGGUUUAAUCCUAGAGUGAUGAAUCCACGGAGUCACUUCCGCCACCUUUACAGCUGUUGGGGUAGAUAAAAGAACAACAUACAAAGGCUAACAGGAUACACCCCCAAGCUUUAACUCAAUAUGUAUCGGUGGGAUGUUACGAGCAAGUCCUGGAGAAUUAUUUUCUGCCCAUACUCCUGGAAUGUCAAAUACAGAUCCAUCACUCUUUGGGUUUGCUUUUAUUAUUACAGAAUAGAAACGCCAUUCUUCUUCUUUUGGCACCAAUACCGCUAUUAUGCCAGGUGAUUUAUUAAACUGCAGGGAUGUUGAUCCAUUGGGCAGAAAUGUUAUCUGAGCUUGAAGCUUUGGCAAUAGAUCUCAUCCUAGAUGUUAAACUGGACACUCCGACAUGUAUAGGAACUGGUGCUUAACAAAAUGGCCUCCUAAAAUGCAUGUACAACGCCUGAGAAUCGGUCUAGCAGCGCUUUUCCCAGCAGCUCCUAUCACAGUUAUAGUCUUCUCAGAAGGAGGAGCUACCAACUUGGUCACCACAGAAUGUUCAGCACCUCUAUCAUGAAAAGACUUCUCUUUCCCCCUAUUGAUACAUCGGCAAUAGGCUCCACUCAGCCAAGGGGUGACAUGACAGUGUCAGCCAGACCUACAAAAUCUCUAUCUUCCCUAUCCCUAGGUCUCUGGGUAGGGGGAUAAUAUCUACCUCCCUGAACACUCCCUCUGCUAUUCCCAUUAUUCCCUACAAAACUUCCUCUACCUCGUCCUCUAUAGCUGCUACCAUAACCACCUCGCCCUCUUCUCUCUUCUUGUCUACCACCUGCAAUAUAUGCCCUCUGUGGACAGUCACUCUUCCAAUGCCCUUCCUCUCUACAAUAUGCACUUUGAUCUCUACCUAGUGGUACCCUGCUCAUCCUAUUCUCAACUCCUCUAUUCAUCUCCCCUCCUUCUCUAGCUACACCUUAAAUAGCUACCACUAACUUGUCUAUUUUCUUCCUCAUUUUACGUUCCUCCUCACGCUUUGUCUGUUUCCCUAUUCAUAUACACCUUAUUUGCAACCUCCAUUAGCUGUGAUAUGGAUAUCCCUGCAAAUCCCUCUAAUUUUUGUAGCUUUCUCUUAAUAUCGCUCUGGGCCUGGCUGACAAAUGCUGUUAAUCAUUUGGAAGUUUUCAGGGGCUUCAGGAUUGAAAGGAGUGUACAAUCUAUUUGACUAAAGCAGUCUCUCAUAAAAAGCACUGGUGAAUCAUUAGCUUUUUGUAACACUUCAGCCGUCCUGGACAUGUUAAUUGCCUUUUCCCCUCCUGCCUUCAUGCCAGUAAUAAUGGCUUGUUGAUAGGCCUUUAGAUGGAUCAUGUCAGCGCCAUUUAUGUUCCAAAGGUCAGUAAUAAUUGCUGACAAUCAGCCCAGGUGGGAUUGUGGGUCUGUAUAAUAGAGGUGACCAAGUCAAUCAUGGCUUGAGGUUUAUCGGUGUACGGGGAGUUAUGGGUCUUCCAAUUGAACAGGUCAGUUGUGGUGAAGGGGACAUAGACAAACACAGGAUCUGCCCAUUGUAUUUGGCCAUUUUCGUCAACGUGUGUUGGGCCUGGUGUAAGUCGGAGGGGCAUUUGGCAAUGUCGGGAUGGAAGGGUGCCAUUCAAUUGUCGGGUUACUAUGGGACUUCGGCAAGGCUGCUCAGUAAUAGGUUCCGAUGUGGGAGUAGUAAGAUAGGUGGAAGGGGGUGAGCUAAUUUUACUAGUCAGCAUUUGGCAGAUGGAAAAAAUAAAAAAAGUGUUAAACCAAAAACCUACCAGUAGGUGUCACCAGCGGGUAAGUAAUUGUAUCAAAAUAAUCUUUAUGGGUCUAAUAAUAAAACUUAACUUUUAAUAUAUUUAUACAUAAAAUAAAACCUUAUAGCAAUAAAUAUAUUAAAAUAGGGUAAGCAAUCCUACUUCUGUCUGUUGUAUGCCAGUAUAGAGUUAAAGAUGAUUAAACAAUGUAAUAUCAAUGUAACUCCCGAAGAUGGCCAGUAGGUGGCCCUAGAGUGCCUCCCUAAAGUCUAAUGAAGCAGAUAGACUUUAAUUAUGUGCUUAUUUUAUUAUUGCUUAUUUUAAUCACUGUUCACCCUGAUAUCUAGGCUUGAGUAAAGCUUUAGUUCUAUGGUAAAUUAAACAACUCAGUUUGUAUUUUAGUAAAGGGGAUAUUUUGGACAAAGCUGGGAGGGGCCCAUCCAGUAACUAAAAAGGGAUAAAAGUGUACUCUAGCAUCUUAUACCAUUGAUCAUUUCUUCCAGUUGUAUUUUAGACUAUCACUGAAGGCACACAGUGUUCAGUAGUUUUAGUGCUAUUUCAAUGAUUAUGGUACAAUGUCAUUGCUGAGAAUUAUCUGAUCCAAUAGACACAGUUACUGUUAUUAAGAAUUCUCCUCACAAUUUUAAUUGUUAAUAAAAUUCAAUGCUAAAAUACACUCCUACCAAAAAGGAAGUCAGUUCAAAUUACAAAGAAUCAGUGGGGGUUGGUACAGAAAUACAAGAGUUUGAAACAAAAGAACAUAUAGGUAUGUGGGUAGGCGGGGACAAUAGAGCAGGGGGAGUGCAAAUACCAGUUACACCAGUUUUAGCUUGGGAGGAAGAGUGGGGGGAGUGGCUACACCAGCCGCACCUCCUUUAGCUCUGGAGGAUGAAUGGUAAUCAGAUGCAAGGGGGGGAGGUGUCCAAACUAGGUGGAAUUAAGGCCUUAGUUCUGACCACCAUGUGGCUCCAUUGUUAAUCAUGACACAGUUUAAUUCACCAAGGCAGUUUUUCAACAAUCGGUUUCCAACAGUCAAUAUAUGGAAACUGAUCAUAGAAUUCCGGCCUACUAGGCCACCAGGACAGGCCACUCCCUACUACACAGUGUAGUCAAAUGUUUAUUUAUUUUUUUAUUUAACAUACAAGACAAAGGACCAACAGCUUUGUGAAUCAGAAGAUGAUUUCAACAGAACGUCUGAUUCAAAAGCUGUACAAACAUACACACAGUUUCAACAGUCACACCAAUCUCCUUAUCACCAGCACACACGUGCACGCACACACAGGAUCCUCACAUGCUCAACAAUAUCACGACGUCGCACACACAAGUAAAAUCAAGACUCACCAAACACUAUAUACUAAUCAAUGCAACUAUUAAGCAAGUCAUACAAUUGUCCACACAAUUAAUCAACAUUAACUAACCGAUAGCAUAACAUUUCAACAAUUUCGUCUCUACAGUCAGUGGUUAUGGUACAGUUAGUAACUAUUAUACAGUUUAGACAAUUAUGAUUUUAAAGUUACAAUAUCAGUUAGUACACAUGCAAGGUUAAACAGUAAUUUUAGUAUUUUUCACGUAAUAUCAGUAGUUAUGGUACAAGUCAGUGGUUAUGGUACAUGUCAGUGGUUAUGGUACCGUGCGCUAUUUUACACUAUACACACAAUUUACACGUCCGCUAAACGGCAGAACUCAAGCUUUCUAGUAGGACAUACAUUUCACCAAUUACAGCGUAUUUUACAACAUUUACAGCAAACCCAACUACUCUAAUUGGCCAGCACCUCGAGAACUAUCGAACUAUUUACACCAGGAUUCGGUUAGUCUACGCUGCCCAAGCACCACAUAUAGCGAACUAGUGGGUGGAAUUUACAACAGUACCCAUUUAGUCUAUCUACUCUAUCAAUAGUCUAGUGGCUGAAUUUACAACAGGGCACACUUAGCCAAGAUAGGUUGAGAACUAGCAGACGGAAUGUACACCAGAAUCUGCUUAGUCUCGCCGGCCUCCCCGACCUAGCGACCGAAAUUUACACCUAGACACGCUAGUCAAGAAAGGACACCGGUGUCCAGCAUAAACUAUUUACACCAAGAUUUAGCCUGACCCAAACCACCUAUAUCAGAGCGUCUAAUUUCCAGAUAAGCGGUGCGCCUUCGCUUUUUCCCUCCAGAGGGAGGGGACAGUCCAAUAACCGGUUUCAGAUACAAACCCCUUGUGGGCCUACCAUCUAAUAGUAUAAUCUUACCUUUUAGUACGGGGCACCCCGGUACUCACUGCGCAGGAGCCGAUGAUCUCCUGGACAAAAGGCCAGUGGUGCCGAGACGAAAGGAGGUCCAUGCAGAAGUUCAUUGGUGCUGCCGUGGAGAACGUGGGUAAAAAUUUACCGUCUCAAAUCUCUGCGCCAGCUUCCGUGCGGUGAGGUUCCCGGACCCAAUGCGCCAAAAAUGCUACCGGAGGAAUAACAGGAACAAAACGCAAAAGCCACAUAUAGAGAUAUGGACACAAGUCUUCAGGAAGUAACAGGUCUUUUAUUUACACACCAAUCGGGUCUCAGAUGAACUCCUGUUCCAAGAAUAUCUGAGAGGCAGAAAGCAUGGUGCAGAGGCCUUUUGUUAGCAGCAUAUCCCCUCCCAUACAGUAUAACCCCUCCUAUAUUCCUCAGACCAAUCAGCACACAAGAUAUUCAGGAUCACCUUAUAUGGGAAGACCACAUGGCAUUUACAGACAAAGGAAUGUACUAUCCACUUCCACACAUGCUCAGUAUACUGAUGACUCAUCCAACUGUUUGUAAUCAGAUACUAAUUAGCAUAUGCCAUGUGGAGAUUUCGGCCUACUAAAUUUUGACCAUGCUGGAAUCCCAUCACAGUAACUAUGUGUGAUUGUCUGCCUGUGUGUGUGACUGUCUGUGUGUGUGACUGUCGGUGUGUGACUGUCUGCCUGUGUGUGUGUGAUUGUCUGCCUGUGUGUGUGUGUGUGACUGUCUGUGUGUUUGACUGUCUGCCUGUGUGUGUGACUGUCUGCCUGUGUGUGAGACUAUCUGCCUGUGUCUGUGUGUAUGACUGUCUGCCUGUGUUUGAGACUAUCUGCCUGUGUCUGUGUGUAUGACUGUCUGCCUGUGUCUGAGACUAUCUGCCUGUGUGUGUGUGUGACUGUCUGCCUGUGUGUGAGACUAUCUGCCUGUGUGUGUGUGUGUGUGUGACUGUCUGCCUGUGUAUGUGUGCCUGCCUGUGUGUGUGGGUGUGUGUGUGUGUGUGUGUGAAUGCCUAUGUGUGACUGUCUGGGCAGACUAGAUGGGCCGAAUGGUUCUUAUCUGCCGUCACAUUCUAUGUUUCUAUGUCUGCCUGUGUGUGUGUGUGUGUGUGACUGUCUGCCUGUGUAUGUGUGCCUGCCUUUGUGUGUGUGUGUGUGUGUGUGUGUGAGUGCCUAUGUGUGACUGUCUGGGCAGACUAGAUGGGCCGAAUGGUUCUUAUCUGCCGUCACAUUCGAUGUUUCUAUGUCUGCCUGUGUGUGUGUGUGUGUGGCUGUCUGCCUGUGUGUUUGUGUGUAGCUGUCUGCCUGUGUUUUUGUGUGUGGCUGUCUGUGUGUGUGUUUGUGUGUGGCUGUCUGCCUGUGUGUUUGUGUGUGGCUGUCUGCGUGUGUGUUUGUGUGUGGCUGUCUGCCUCUGUGUGUGUGUGACUAAUUGUUGUAUCUGGAAGCUAAUUACCUCUGGAGCUACCUGAGCCUGUCCAUUACCUGCCAUCCUCCUCGGUGGAAGCGGUGCAGUAUAAUCCCUAAGUGGAUUUCAAGGCGGAUUCAUUCAAUUCUGUGAGUGCAACCAUUAUUGCAGCGUUGUAUUUAUUUUACUGUAAAUCACUAUGUGCUGUAUGUUUUUCAUAUUGUAGCUUGUAGCAGUAUCCCUAUUUCCUGUUUUUCUACACAUCUGUGUGUGUGACUGCCUAUGUGUGGCUGUCUGGGCAGACUAGAUGGGCCGAAUGGUUCUUAUCUGCCGUCACAUUCUAUGUUUCUAUGUCUGUAUGUGUGGCUGUCUGCGUGUGGCUGUCUGCAUGUGUGUGUGUGACAGGGUAUGUGGGAAGGGGGGGGAUGGGGGCGCUGUGAAGAUUUUUCGCACAGGGUGCCCAAAGGCCUAAGGCCGGCCCUGGGGACAGCUGAACAAAUCUAAUUGGAAACCAACCUUUGCAAAUUGGUUUUCAAUUAAACUUAACGUUUGUCAUUAUUCACAUGCUCAGAUUUAUAUGCCUUGAAUGUGAGGUUAACGACAAACAAAAUAGCAGUUUUGCAAUUACGUUAACAGUAGUGAUGGAAUUAAAGGACCACUAGUCUGUUUUCCUGGCACUAUAGUGGUCCUUUAAUUCCACACGUAUCCCUUAUUAUCAUCACUACUGUUAACGUAAUUGCAAAACUGCUAUUUUGUUUGUCGUUAACCUCACAUUCAAGGCAUAUAAAUCUGAGCAUGUGAAUAAUGACAAACGUUAAGUCCAGCUUUUACUUGAUAAUGAUUUUUUACUUUGGUGGCAUUAUCAGCAGAGAACAGGUAAGACAUUUGUGGAUUGUAAUUGUGUUGGAAACACUGGCGUACAUAAAGCGGUCGCAGCUGCGACCGGGCCCGUCACUCCAGGGGGCCCGGCCGCCCUGCAGAGCCCUCUGACCGGGUGCCCGCCAUCAUCAUUUGCGGCCCCGGCCCGCGCGGCAAACCGCCGGGGCCGCAUGUUAUGGUGCCCAUCGGGUGAGAUCAUCACAAGCUGGGAGGAAGUAACUGCCCCGGUCACUCCUCCCAGCUAUCAGACAGAGGAAGCAGAGGGAGUCAGAGUGGGAACUCUGACUCCCAUCAACCUGAGCCACCACUGGAACCCAGGGAAGGAAACAGGAGGUGGCUUAAUAUUAUGUGUGUGUGUGUGUGUGUGUUUGUUUGUUUGUAUGUAUGUGUCUGUGUCUAUCUGUCUGUAUGUAUGCCUGUCUGUUUGUAUGUAUGUGUGUGUGUGUGUCUUUGUAUGUAUGUGUGUCUUGUGUGUGUCUGUAUGUGUGCCUGUCUGUAUGUGUGUCUGUCUGUAUGUAUGUGUCUGUGUCUAUCUGUCUGUAUGUAUGUGUGCCUGUCUGUUUUUAUGUAUGUAUGUUUCUUUGUAUGUAUGUGUGUCUUGUGUGUGUGUGUGUGUGUGUGUCUGUCUGUAUAGGUAUUUAUGUGUCUGUCUGUAUGUAUGUGUGCUUGUCUUUUUGUAUGUAUGUGUGUGUGUCUGUCUGUGUGUGUCUGUGUCUAUCUGUCUGUAUGUAUGUAUGUAUGUAUGUAUGUGUGUCUGUCUGUUUUUAUGUACAUAUAGAAAUAUUCAGUUGGGAGUUAUUUGCUCCUGCAGAACCUCUCACCCUGAAUAUAAUCACCAGAGAGACACUCCAGUGGUGUCUGGGGCUUAGCCCCUAUUUGAUAUGAAAUGGAACAAAAUAUCCUCAUUCAAAACAAAAAAGAGUUACUUGUCUUGAACGUGGGUAGCUUUAGUUAACUUUAGUUAAUUUCUAGUCAGAGAUAAGCUGAUUAGCAUCUGUAUUCACUCUGAUCACGUUAAACCCCUUUUUUUCUUUGGUUUGAGAUAGGUGUAUACCUGUCAAUUGCUCUUUAAAUAUAUCCAGCUUUUAUCCACGUUCAAGAAAAGUAAUUUUCUUUUUUGUUUUGAAUGAGGAUAUUUAGUUCCAUCUGUUUUUAUGUAUGUAUGUGUGUUGUGUGUGUGUGUGUGUCUAUACGUAUGUGUGUCGUGUGUAUGUGUGUGUGUCUAUACGUAUGUGUCUUUGUAUGUAUGUUUGUAGUGUGUGUGUCUGUCUGUAUGUAUGUGUGUGUGUCUGUAUGUAUGUUUGCCUGUCUGUUUGUAUGUAUGUGUCCUGUGUGUAUGUGUGUCUGUAUGUAUGUGUCUCUGUAUGUAUGUGUGUGUGUGUGUGUGUGUCUGUCGGGGAGGGUGGGCCCCAUGGAUCAGUUUUGCACCGGGGCCCCAUGGGUUGUGUGUACGCCACUGGUUGGAAACAAAUAUGAAAUGUCGACUAAAACUCUGAAACCAUUAAUAAAUGAAAGCGAAAGCAGGAUUAUGAUUGAAGCCAUAGUUGUAAAAGUUAGAUUAACAUAACAACAUGCCAAUUUGAAGUUUUUUUCAGUAUGGCAUUUUUUAUGAUUUUGGGUGCCAGUAGUCAUCUCACCAUUUAGUGAAUAGACUCCUAGGUAGAUCUGGAGAAUCAGUGAUGGGUUACUCUGAUUUUGCUGGUUCUUAAUAAUAAAUAAUAGUAACCAUUUAUUUCAGGAGAAAGAUUGGUUAAUACAAUGUGCAUUUAGCUCUGUGCUUUCCAUAUUAUGUUCAUGUUAGCACACUGUCUCUAAUCAGUGGUGUAAGAGUAAACAGCAGGUGUUGCCAUGUGAACACUCUGCUGCAGGCUUUUGGCCAUCUUAAAUAUAUUAUGUAAUUCGCUUUCCCCGGAGGGGCUCAGUGUUUUGUGAACUGCAUUAAUAAAAAGGUUGCCCUGCUAGGAUUCAGAACAAGAACUUAACCCUUAGAGGUUUGUCUUUCAAAAACAUGACCUGUUUGAUCUAUAAGCAGAAAGUGUGAUUCUACAACACUAUAUAGAUAACAGUUUUCGACAAACCAGGUAUUUGGUUUGUUAUUUAACACAUUCAUAUAAUGCAAACAGGAAUUGAUUCAUGACUGCAAGAUAAUCCCACCUCCCAACAACCAAACCUGUUGGUUAAUUUCCUUCUCACACCAGGGAGUCCCAGGUACCUAUGUCUGCCAAUUUUAGUGGCCUCAGUCAUUUCAACUGCUUGCAUUUGUCAGCUGACCAGCAUCGAUCACAGUGUAAUCAGCAGAAAAACAGGGCUCCAUUUAUAAUUACACUACAGCCAGUAGAUGGUGGUCAUAGACCACUAUCUAUUGUGUUAAAUAGGAAGCCCAUUUUCUAAUAUCAGAAUUGAUAUUAGAUGAGGGUUACAUUAGGGGUAGGGUUAGUGGGGUUAUGGUUAAGGGUCGAUUUGGGCUUAAGAGUAGUGUAGGUUUAUGCUUAGCUGUAGGGUUAGGGUAAGUGGUAAGGUAAGAGUCACUGCUGGUUAUAGAUUAAUGCUGUUUUGGGAUUGGGUAUAGUUUAUGGUUAAAAGUAAGAUUAGGAUAGGCAUAUGGUGAGAGUUAGUGUAAGCUUUGGGUAAGGGGUAUGGUUGGUAUAGCAUUAGUGUAGGGGUUGGUUUAGGGUUAGCAUUAACUAUAAACAUUAAUUUAGAUCCUACAAGCCAUUUAACAACCAGGACUGUUAUAUGAAUCUAUUUUGAUUCUUUUCAUUAUUUGCACCGGAUGUGUAAAAAUUAUUAAAAGCAAAAAUGUAAAAAAAAAACUGUUUCCGUUCUUAUGACCCGGUUGUAGAACUAAUUGGUCGGUAAGUGAGGAUGCGCUACUGAGCAUGUGCAAGAGAGCAGAUCUACAUUUGGGGGAAUCCCCCCAAAAUGUAGACCAGUUCACUAGCACAGGGAAUACCAUGAAUCUAUGUUCGGGGAAAUUUCCUCGAACAUAGAUUAGCUCACUAGCGCAGGGAAUCGCUGAAAUCUAUUUUCUGGGAAAAUUCCCUGCGCAUAGACCAGGUUUCUAAUGUGGGGAAUCCCAGUGUGAGCUCUUGUAAAACAGGUAGGUCAUAGAGUGAGGACCACCUGUAUAUUUUAGUGUCCUGUUGGAGUAGAGGUGGUUGUACCUCAGGAACUAGAAGGAUACCAUAAACAACAAAAGUCAGGAAGAUACCAGAUUGAGGUGACAAGUGGUGUCUUAAAGCUUCACUGUCACCCCACCCAAUAUGAGUAUUUCAUAAAGAUACAAUCUCUGACUGUGUUGGAAUUUCCCUGAAAUUUCCACAUAGUCAAAAGAUAUACUGAGACAAAGUAGGGACUACUUUGUCUCAGUAUUUUCCUCUGCCUUACAAAGUUUGUGCUACCAUCGUCAAGCUAGUAAUUUACCCCAGGCAUAACCAGUGACAACUGUAGGGAAAUUAAAGGACCACUCUAGGCACCCAGACCACUUCAGCUUAAUGAAGUGGUCUGGGUGCCAGGUCCAACUAGGGUUAACCCAUUUUUUCAUAAACAUAGCAGUUUCAGAGAAACUGCUAUGUUUAUGAAUGGGUUAAGCCUUCCCCUAUUUCCUCUAGCGGCUGUCUCAUUGACAGCCGCUAAAGGCGCUUGCGUGCUUCUCACUGUGAUUUUCAUUGAUAAUGCUUUCCUAUGUGACCGGCUGAAUGCGCGCGCAGCUCUUGCCGCGCGUGCGCAUUCAGCCGACAGGGAGGAGAAGAGGAGGAUCGGAGGAGGAGAGCUCUCCGCCCAGCGCUGGAAAAAGGUAAGUUUUUACCCCUCUCCCCUUUCCAGAGCCGGGCGGGAGGGGGUCCCUGAGGGUGGGGGCACCCUCAGGGCACUAUAGUGCCAGGAAAACGAGUAUGUUUUCCUGGCACUAUAGUGGUCCUUUAAGCAGUCAUGUGGGAUCCUCCACAGACCUUAAUGCUGUACUGUUAUACAUGCACAAGUGUACAGCUCUGAGAGUCAGCUCUUGGCAUCUGAAUCACCAGGAGCUAAAGAGGACCAACAGGAAGAGGAUGGCGGCUCUAGAGAGGGACAGUCUCAGGUAAGUAACAUUCACCUUUGCCGGCCCCUUGCGGCCUUGGGACCCCAGUGGCGAUGUCACCAUUGGGAGACUUAUGCAAAAACCCCAGACAAUGAUAGAUCAGCUUUAAGUGCAAGCUCUUGUGGUAAUUUGUCCAAUUUAAAGGGACACUAUAGUCACCAGAACAACUACAGCUUAUUGUAUCAUUCCCUUCAGGUUUUUUUGCAGUAAACACUGUCUUUUCAGAGAAAAUACAGUGUUUACAUUACAGCCUAGUGAUAACUCCACUGGUCACUCCUCAGAUGGCUGCUAGAGGUGGUUCCUGGGACAGUGCUGGACACUGUGCAGUACUGCCAUUCAGUGUCUCGACCCUCUGCAUGGAGACACUAAACUUUCCUCACAGAGAUGCAUUGAUUCAAUUCAUCUCUAUGAGGAGAUGCUGAUUGGCCAGGGAUGUGUUUGACUCAAAAACUGGAAUGAUUUGCAUUGCAGAACUAAGUGGGGCAGGGUCGCUGCACUCAGGCCACUUCAACGAGCUUAAGUGGUCUGGGUCCCUAUAGUGUCCCUUUAAAUAACAUGACAAUGCAUUACAAUAUAAAACAUUUUAUUAUUUGCGGCUUUAAAACAUUAUGAAUAAAAUAAUUGUUUCAUGCAUGCUGUUUUACAAUAAAUGUUUAAAAAGUUAAAAAGAUAAGUCUAGACUAACUGUUAUACCAGCAUAACAUCGCAUCCCGGGCUUAUUUGCAAUGGAACCCUCUGGUUACAGAGUAGGCAUUGUGCAGUUAUAAUAGAUUCCAGAUUUAUCCAGCUCUAUUAAAAUGGGAUAGACAUACAGGUGUUCAGGAUGCUUCUGCUGUUAUACAGGUCAUCUUUAUAUUUGUCCUGAUUUCAAAACCCAUGCAGCAUACGGGAGAGCAUUAAACUCCAGCUGCUUCAUCCUUAGAGAAAAUAUAGUAUGGCCUUCCAGAAAUAUCCAGAAAAAAAAACCCACAGAAAUACAGAAUAUGUUGGAGAUUCCAAACAAGUUGAGCCUUGUCGUCUUCCCGCAGAGGAAGGGAGAACAUAAAGAUUGGAGUUAUAUUCCGUAACCAUCUAAAAAUUACAUUUACAGGAGACAUUGCCAUUAGUAUAAUUUAUUGUUGUUUGGGUCAGUAGCAUAACAAAGUGCAGUGAAUUAAACAUUAGGAAUUUACUGAGCGGAGGUCAGCUGAGGUGUUCCGUAAAACAUGCCUUGCUUGUCCUAGUGUAUCCCAGGGUUACAGCUUUAAGGCUGCUCUUUCUGUGAAUUUUGUUGCCUUGUUAAAGCAAGCCGCUUUUUGUCAGUUAAACUGACAGCAGAGAUUUUAAAAAAAUAUUCUGGUGUUAGAGACUGUGUUGCACAAGAAAACACCCUUGUCACUGAUGAAAGACUUAAUGCCUGCCAGCAACUUUUUUUCUUCAACGAAUUUCCUCUACAACUGCCAAAAAUGAGAAUUUAUUUAAAAUUAUCCCCAUUCUUUUUUCAUCCUUCCUGUUCAUUGCUAUCCCCUAAUUGAUGUCUGUCUCACUAACAGCCUAGGAUUUCUACUCUGAGGGGUCUAUUCGCUGAACAGUGGGAAACAAAAUGUAGAAAUUUAAAACGUGAGAAAAAAUGAUUAAUUAAAGUUUUUUUUUUCCAACAUACAAAUUUGCUCCAUAGUUUUGAAGUCACAGAUUAGUGAAUAAAGCCAAUAAGUACAAAAAAGUAAACAGUAUUGUGAUCUCAAUGCAAGUGAUGGUAGCAAUAUGGCCACUUCAUGUACUUUGAGUCCUCUGCACUGGCAUGCUUACAUGGUGGCCAUCCAUCCAGGAGGCUUAAAGUUACUACUACUACAAGAUGCUUAAAACCACACUGUCGAUGUGCUUGUUUUGCUUUUAAAUGAAUCCUCUUUUGUUCCUCUGAUUUCUUCUUGUUUUUAUUUAUUUAUUUUUUAUUCCCCCUAAAUUUUUCUUAUACAUAAAAUAAAGUAAAGACUAUAUUUCUCAAGGGAAUUGCGAUCUUAGGCAGUUUUUGGCAAUGGGCAAAUCUUAAAGGGACACUCCAGACCCCUAAAGCACUUUAGCUUGCUGAAAAGCUUUCUGUAUGGACUGCCAAUCAGACAACACGUCCUAUUACUUCCUGGUUGUUUAGCUCAGUGGAGCUAAACUCAGGAAGCAACAAUAGCCCACAGCACCUGCCUUGCAAAGACUUCAUUGGGAGGCUGCAGGCUGCAGGCUGCAGGCUUAGAAUAGGAGGGAUAGCAAAGGCAGCAGACAAGAGAUCAGCAGUUUUUGCAAGCUGGUUUUAUAUAUUCCUCCAAUGAAAAAAUGCAUAAUAAAAUGCAUGUAAGUUUAUCAUUUGAGGUAUACCUACUAAACAGUUAUUUUCGGUGAUUUAUGUGACAGUGCAUGGUGUAUGAGAGUGAAUAAUAUGUGGGUAGCUUUAAGUGGUGUGUGUGUGUGUGUGUGUGUGUAGCUGUGAUUGAUGUAUGUGGUAGUCUGUGGACAACUAAGAGUGGUGUUUGUGGUUAUGUGUAGGUAACUGAGUAAUGUGUGUUGCUAUGUCUCUGUAGGCGAGUGUGUUGUGUGUAGCAGAGUACACAUUAGUCUUAUUAGAAAAUUUUUUAUUAUGCACAGUGAUCCCUACACACUCACUGACACAAACACACACAUACACACACACAAACAGUGACUCAUACAAACACACUAACACACACAGUGACCCAUACACAUUCACUGAUACACACAGUGACCCAUACACAUUCACUGAUACACAUGGGGACCCACACACUCACUGACACACAGUCACUGACACACAAUGACCACAGAUCCACCCCUCUCCCCCACUCAAUUUGUAGUAAAACCUGAAAUAAAAAUGUUUUUCUCACCUGGAAUCCAGCGUUGGGCAAAACUCUUCAGCUCCCCCUCCCGACGUCACAGUAGCAACUUGCGGCCCAAUCAGCAGCUUCUCACAGGGAAGCCUGUGAUUGGACCAAUAGCUGGUUUGAAGCACACGCUUGACCCACAGGCUGUCAAGGGGAGGAUGUUAUUUAUUGAUUUUUAAAUGACCAAUUCUGCAGGAGGGAGUGCAAUGUGGGAAAGAUUGUGGGAGGAGAGCGCUAGCUUCCCCUUGCAGAUGCUGACAACAGAUUUAAUUUAUGCACAGAAUUGCCAUUAGCAUCUGCAGAAAAGCUCUUUACAUUCACAGCUUUUGCAAUAAAAUGAUGUUAAAAACAUUUGAAUCUCAGUUUCAAUAAACACACAUAAAAAAAAUCACUAAUGUCUAGGCAUGGGCAGGUGGCAUAGCACUGGUGUCUCCUGCUUUGUAGCAAUGAUGUCCAACAAUGGAUAAUUGUAAACUACACCUCCUUUUGUGAGGCAACUUUAAAGCUGUUCUACAAAGUGCUAGGGAAAGAAUGUUCUUAGUGUUCCAUCUCUUCAUCUUCUACUGUCUCUGUCUUUUACUGCUAGUUCACAUACUUUUACUGGCUUACUAUAGACAUUUAAAAAGGGGAACCAGGGCAGUACCACUUUUAUAUUACAACACAUAUAAUUCUUGAAAAUGGAUAUCUAUUCUAAAAUUGUCUUAUGAUUAUGUUGUAUGAGAAAUCAUCUGUCUGUCUAUCUCAGAUAGACACAUUUUGUUAAUUUGUAUCCAACAAUAUUGUUUCAAUUUCAUUGACCCUGUUAGACCCGCUUCAGUCUGGUUUCCGCGCUAAGCACUCAGUGGAAACGGCACUGACCAAAGUAUCCAAUGAUCUACUCGCUGCAAAAUCUCGUGGUCACUACCCUAUCCUUGUUCUCCUUGACCUUUCUGCGGCUUUUGACACUGUUGAUCAUCAACAGCUUCUUCUCAUCCUCCGCAAUAUCGGUCUACAAGAUAUUGCUCUCUCCUGGUGCUCAUCCUACCUCUCCCAGCGCUCUUUCAGUGUUUCUUUCUCUUGCUCUGCUUCUUCUACCCAACUCCUCUCUGUUGGUGUCCCCCAAGGUUCAGUCCUUGGUCCCCUACUGUUCUCCAUCUAUACUGCCUCCCUUGGUAAACUUAUUAGCUCCUUUGGCUUCCAAUAUCAUUUCUAUUCAGAUGACACGCAAAUCUACCUGUCCUCUCCUGAUCUCUCCCCAUCCAUCUUGACUAGUGUGGGAUGGCUGCCCACUUCCUUAAACUAAACUUGACCAAAACUGAAAUUCUGGUCUUUCCUCCCUCAAGUGUUGUUACUCCUGUGUCUGUCUCCCUCCAAGUCAACGGUGCUACCAUCAGCUCCACCAUGCAGGCUCGCUGCCUAGGUGUUCUCUUUGACUCCGACCUCUCCUUCAAGCCUCACAUUCAAUCUAUCGCCAAAUCCUGUCAUUUCCAUCUCAAAAACAUUGCGCGCAUCCACCCCUACUUAACGCCAGAUGUGACUAAGGUGUUGGUCCAUUCCACUGUCCUUUCUCGCCUUGACUACUGUAAUCCGCUUCUCAGUGGUCUUACGUGCUCCCAACUAGCACCGUUACAGUCCAUAAUGAAUGCAACGGUGAGGCUCAUCUUCCUGUCUGCCCGCCCCUCCCAUGCCUCACCCUUCUGUCAGUCCCUACAUUGGCUUCCUAUAAAAUAUAGAGCUCAAUUUAAAAUUCUGGUUCUUGCGUUCAAAUCUCUACAUAAUGCUGCUCCCACCUAUCUAUCCGUCUAGGCCCUUACGAUCUGCUGAAGACUUACGUCUAUCUUCUGUCCGUACUCCCACCUCUGAUGCUCGCCUUCAAGAUUUCUCGAGGGCUGCACCGUUCCCGUGGAACUCGGUUACCCUCCUCCGUAAGAUGCACACCCAGUCUCCACUCCUUCAAAAAAUCGUUAAAAACCCACUUCUUCAUAAAAGCGUAUCAAUUAAACGGUUAGUAGCUCCUGACUGAUUCCUCUUCUGCAACUGUCAUUAGUCUAAUACUAUCCUUACCUUUUUGUGUCAUUUUACCCCACUCCCUCUAGCAUGUAAGCUCAUUGAGCAGGGCACUCAACCCCUCUGUUCCUGUUUGUCCAACUUGUCUGGUUACAACUACAUGUCUGUUCGUCCACCCAUUCUAAAGCGCUGCGGAAUUUGACGGCGCUCUAUAGAUAUCAUAAUAAUAAUAAUUAUUAUUAUUCCUCCCAUUUGAAAUAUUUAGGUACAAAAUGAUUCAUGAUAAUGGAAUGUGUGCUUCCAAUAUUAUUGCAGAUCAGACUGAAUUGAAUGAUUUUUUUAAAACUAAGUUUUAUACAUGCAAUGUGUGCUGAUAUCACAGUGACUGGAAAACCAAGAAGAAAUCCCCUGUUAUGAACAGAGAGGUUAUUUAGUUGAUAAAAGGUUGCCUCAAUAUCACAAUUUUCCUAGAUCAAGCUGUUGUUUUUCCUGAAUAAACCCAGAGAUGAAUGCAGAUAAACACCUUAAUCAUUAAUGCUGUGUAAUGCCAACUAGUUAAGCACCAGGAAAAAAAGGCUGAUCCACUCCAUUAGUGCAGCCGAAAACACCAUCUGGUUUGUUGUCUCAGUGAGAAAUAUCCCAGCCUUUCUUAAAGAGGCAAUCAAGAAUAACGCAGAGUAGAACUAGGACAACAGUAGAACUAUAUUAAUAAAUACUUAAACACAGAAAAUCUCAUCAAAAAUAGAAAAGGCCAGCUUACUUUAUUACCAGAAAAGUAGACGUUAAUGUAUAUGUUUUCACUUGCAUACUUUACUCAUUACAUUGGGAAUGUUUAGGAAACAUGCAUAAAAUAACUCCUUUUAUGGCCAGAGUAAUGAAGGGGGGAGUUUGGAUUUCACUUGUCCACUUGUACUUGAAAGCUAGUUGUGGACUACACACCACAGUCAAUGUCUGGUGGUGUGUUCAGCACCAUACUUUAUUACAGGCUUGCACUGUGCACUGCACUCUAUGACUGUUUGUGCACUGAGCACCAUACAUGAAGGCUGGUUGUGCACUGAGCACCAUACAUGAAGGCUGGUUGUGCACUGAGCACCAUACAUGAAGGAUGGUUGUGCACUGCACAUCACACUCGCUGGCUGUGCACUGAGCAAUGAGCUCAAUGGCUGGCUGUGCACCAAGCAAUGAACUUGAUGGUUGAUUGUGCACUGAGCAAUGAACUUGAUGGUUGGCUGUGCACUGAGCAAUGAACUCAAUGGCUGGCUGUGCACUGAGCAAUGAACUCGAUGGUUGAUUGUGCACUGAGCAAUGAACUCAAUGGCUGGCUGUGCACUGAGCAAUGAACUCAAUGGCUGGCUGUGCACUGAGCAAUGAACUCGAUGGUUGAUUGUGCACUGAGCAAUGAACUCGAUGGUUGAUUGUGCACUGAGCAAUGAACUCGAUGGUUGGCUGUGCACUGAGCAAUGAACUCAAUGGCUGGCUGUGCACUGAGCAAUGAACUCAAUGGCUGGCUGUGCACUGAGCAAUGAACUCGAUGGUUGAUUGUGCACUGAGCAAUGAACUCGAUGGUUGAUUGUGCACUGAGCAAUGAACUCGAUGGUUGGCUGUGCACUGCGCAAUGAACUCAAUGGCUGGCUGUGCACUGAGCAAUGAACGCGAUGGUUGCUUGUGCACUGAGCAAUGAUCUCGAUGGUUGCUUGUGCACAUCACACUCGAUGGCUGGCUGUGCACUGAGCAAUGAUUUCAAUAGUUCUUUUGCGGACUGAGCAAUGAACUUAAUAGUUGGUUGUGCACUCUGAAAUGAACUCAAUGGCUGGCUGUGCACUGAGCAACUAACUCAAUGACUUGCUGUGCACUGAGCAAUGAACCCAAUGGUUGUUUGUGCAUUGAGCAAUGAACUUGAUGGUUUUUGUGCACUGAGCAAUAAACUCGAUGGUUGUUUGUGCAGUGAGCAAUGAUCUUGGUGGUUGUUUGUGCACUGAGCGAUGAACUCGAUGAUUGGUUGUGCACUGGGCAAUAAACUCAAUGGUUGGUUUUGUACUGGGCAAUAAACUCAAUGGUUAGUCGUGCACUGCACACCAUACUCGGUGGCUGAUUACAGCAAUGCAUGCUCAUAGUAUAGCUGUUGAUUAACUAGAUUAUGUUAGAUAGGUACGUUUAUCUCUUUUGACUAAAUAACAUAACCAUUGAUUUUAUUGGAAAAAUACUAUUCAAUUAAAAGUGUGAUACGGAUUUCAUCUGAUAGAAUCUAACCUUCCAUGGGAAAUCUAGAGAUUUGUCCUAAUUGCUCAGAUUUGCAAACUUAUUACCGGACUGCCAGAGCAUUGUAUUACCCUUCAGAAGAGACUUGUGGAAGUAAUAUUGCCUCAUAUACAAAUUAAUAAUGAGUUAUUAUCUAAUUUAAUUUGCAUACUUCUAUUUCUUUACUUGUAGUUAAGAAAUCAUAGAUAUUAUGGAUUAUGAUAUUAACAUAUGAAUUAAAUCAUUUGAGCACAGUAAUUUUAGGAAGAGUCCAAGCUAUAGUCUACAUUGGAUGAGAUCUAAGAAAAUGAAUAAAUAUCUUUUUGCCUUGAUUAUAAUAAACACAGAGCUUCAGGCAUUGCUCAUUAUAUUUCAUUAUGUUUAGGGACUUUGUGUGAUGCAGAAAGACAAAACUGUGCUUUAGAAGUACCAUCAUAUUUGCUGUCCUCUUUUCUUGUAAAAUUAGUUUUUUAAGAAUUUGCUCACUUUAAGAUUGUGUUGAAUGUGUCAGAAUUACAUUUAGAGGCAAUUAUGCUGUGAUUUGGCAACAUCUUUGUUUUUUUUUCUUCCUUUCAUUUCUCAAAAAACAACAAAUUGUAGACAGAAAUCACAUGUCCUUGCAAUUCACGUUUUACUUACAUAUAAAUCAAUUCAAGGGCAAAUUUUAGUUAGAUUGUAAUAUUUUUUCAAUAAUCUGAGCUAUGCAUCCAGCAGAUUAUGAAGGAUUAAAUCUGUCAUUUGUCACUUGCCAAUUUGUGUCCCAUGUAAACAAAUCUAUUGUUUAAACCUCAACCUCAGAAUUUCCAGACUUGUUCUUUAGCAAUGAGAACACUUUGAAAGCCGUUUUCCUGACACUAUAGAUUUCUAAGGUGCCCCCCUCCACCCACCCCAUUUACUAGGUGAUUGCUAAAUUAGAUCAUAUAGAUUGCCCCCAUCUAAUGAUUAGAGAAUUGGAUGAAGGGUUAGUAAAUAAGGAGUUGGGUUCUGGGACAGUAUAAUUAAUUAGGAAAUAAAGAUGAUGAGUUAGUGGUUAGUGGUUAGUUAGUAGGUGGUCUGACUGGUAUUCCAACCUAAGUAAUGUUAGAUGUAGUAUUACAACACCUGGGGAUUUGCUAUUUGAGCAUUGAUAUAACUGAUGUAUUUAAUUUGAAUUUAUGAUUCAAGUUGUUUUUAAAUAAUUAUUCCAGCAAUAUUUAACUCAAAUCCAAAUAUACACAGAGCCACUGAAUACACAUAUUUUUAAAUUUCCAGAUAGUGAAAUCUGCAUUUAUUUAUAUAUUCUGCUUGUGUUGGCUAGCAUACAUUAUAUGUUAUAUCUCAGUCUGUAUAAAGGAGCACACAUUUCUUGAUAAAUAAAGCUGCAUUCAUAAGGAAUAAAGAAGCAGAUGUCACAAUUCUUCAUGGCACAUUUAGGUUCAGGAUCCUAUAAGGCACCACAUAUUAAAAGAAAUGAUGAUACUGAGCCUGGACUUCAGUAGUAGACAAUAGAAAAUGCUUAUAUAAAUGUUAAUAUAAAAUGCUGAUUAUAGAUUCCCUUAUAUGAUAAUAUGUCAUAUAAUAUAAAUAUUUAUUCUGUUUUGUUCUAUAUUUUAGGUUGAUUAAUAUUGUUCCUUUAAAAAGAUUAGAGCUACUCAAUGUAAUAGGCGAGUGCAUACAAAAUAUUAUAACCAUUUAUUUCAUUGGUGGAAAUACAAUUUUAAUCGGUUUAUAUAGCAUUGUAUUAAAACAGAAUACCCAUCUUUUGUCAUUAUUGUUCUCCUCCAACGGGGAUUAUUCAGACAAUCUAUAUAGUGACAGAAGGCCUAGCUGUAAUCUUGUACAUUUGCUGACAAUCCUACAUAACCCACAGUGUAAUUUAGAUAUAAAUACUGUAUUUUGUGAGCUGUGUCUUACAGAUAAGAUUAGUCUCAUGCCAAUGUCAACUCAAUCAUCGUAUACUAGGGCUGGUGUCCAAGUCAAGUACUGCUUAUGGGUGCUGGGAUCUGUAUUGUUUUUACUGAUACUAGAAGGACCACUAACUACUGCUAAAUCAAACUGUAUCUUUAAUUUAUCUAAUGAUGUGUUUUGUCUUCUUUCAGUGUAUGGACCUGUUCCCCAUACCCUCUCUAAGGAAUGGAUAGAGGUUCAGUCCAGAAGAAUGAUUGACAUGAGAAUUAAUCCUGUUACUGGCUUCUCAUCCAAUUGGGACUAUGAGAAUAAUCAGUGGAAGAAGUAACCUGUAACCUACCACUGAGACAAAACCUAAUCAAUAAAGAAAAGGAGAUUUAAUCAUAACAGCAUAUUAUUUUAAUGUAUCAUGUGCAUACUUAUUAAAAAAAAAAAAGAAUACAAUUCAUGCCGUUGAUUACUGUGUAAUGCGGACCUAAAAUUAGUGAUACUAAUAUUGUUAUGUAUUUUUAAUACUGUACUCAUAAAGGAUAUAAAUGUAAUGCAAAAGGAGGAAAAAACCCAAAACUAAUAAAAACACAUAUUAAAUAGAAAAAUGUAGACUAAUUAAAGAGCUAGA